UUGUAUCCCACUACACAGGCUCUGGUGGCCUCUGACCGUUCCAAGAAUGGGCUUUUCAACCUCGGACAGGUAAUCUUGGGCUGGUCUGGUGUGACUACAGUACCUGUCAUUCACCUGACCAGUCAGUCACGCUCACCUUUGACGUCUGACCUUUUCCUCUUGGCAUUAAUGAUGGUGGUGGUUUGAAUGCCUUGAGGCUCACUACAUCAUCUGACUGGCACACCCUUUGGCUACCUCUCCUCUCCUCCUUUCUCUCACUCCCUCGCUCUCAUCUGGUGGUGGUUGUUGUUCCUCUCGCUGGGUGAUGGGUUCUUCCCCCUCUCUCUCUAAAGUGAUAGUACCUCUACCUACCUGACCUACCACCCCAGUGACAUCAGCUCUGCUCUGACCUCACCUCUCAGUGCACCUGCUUCUCACCACUGCUGUUAUAACCUGUCUAAAUAAAGAAACAUCCUGACUCUAUUGCUGGGCUCACACAGCUGUAGCAGCAACAGUAAUAUGUAGUUUAAUUCCCCUCAUUGCUGUGGUUGGUUCUCCCUUGCCUUCAAGCCCUGCUGCUGGAAAUUGAGUUAUUUGGCAAUCUUCAGAGCUGUCAGAGUAUUCAUCUCCAUUUUGACUGACAGUUAUUGUACUCUUUCUUCUUCUGCAGACGAGAGAUGAUUUCCUGGGACAGGUCGAUGUGCCUCUCAAUCAUUUGCCGGUGAGUGUGUUGUCCGUGUACUACGUGUGGGUGGGUGGGGGGUGGGUGUGUGGGUGGGUGGGUGUGUGUGUGUGUGCAUAUCUGUGCGUCUGUGCACACACAUACACACACACAUUGUUGUGCCCACACACACACAUUGUUUGGUUUUAGAAUGCUCUGCUGGUUUUUAGCAGCAUGUUUGUUCUGCCUAGUGAACUCUGAAGGUUGAGAGGGGAGGGGGAAGAGUUAGAAAACCCCUCUUGAGCAACCUGUUGUCGUAGGCUUUUUAAGUAGCAACAUCACUGGAGAGUGAGCGAGACUAGCCCCCUGUUAGGAGUGGAAAUAAACCCGGUAGGAAUGUAAACAACAAGGCCAGUACAGGGUCUGAGGAGAAGAGGGCUACCCUGGCCUGGAACUGACGGAAAAAGAAACUGUGCAUGCCCAAUGGUGGUAAGCCACUGGUCAGAGCAACAAUAAUAAACAGAGUUGUAGUCCUAAAUGAAGGCCAGAUUCAAGUAGUUUAAUCAAGUUUUAAGUAGGUUCAUUGUUUUAUGAAAGAAACAUGCUCUAUCUAUCUUCUAAAAUAAAAAUAAUUGUCAACUAUGGAAAGUUCUCACUGGCAGUUCACAGAGUGCAGUGCUGCUUAUGAUUAAAUGACCCUUUGUCAAAUAAUCUUUAGUCCUGCUUAUAAAUGAUUAAUUGUCAAAGAAUGUUUGGCUCUUGAUUGAGUGGCUGGGCAAUCAAGCCAGUCAAACAGCUUGACCCUAAAGCAAUGCGGUAGUGAUUCUAAGAGAUAGGCUUUUAGUUUCACCACUUUAAAAAUAGCUAUCAGCGUAGGCGUUAAGGUUAAUUAUUAAUGAUGGCGCACCAGCUACUGUUGUCCCUAUGGUGGAGGAAUUAACAUGAGAUAAAGUCUGCUGUAACUCUGUGGCGCUCCUGGAUGGACACAGAGACCUGGGUCAUGUUAAUUAGUUCUAAAACGUUUUGCAACUGAAAAGGUAAAUGCCCAACGGGUGUUUCUUAUUGGGCAAAGACGAUACCAAUAUUACGAUUCAGUAUUUGGAAAGAAACAACUUCGGUAUAACUUCUUCUAAAAGAAAAAUAAUUUGUCAAACAGAGAAAGUCUUAUGUGCAUUCCAGAGUGCCAUUUCUUAUUUAAUGAGACCCAUUUGUCAAAUAAGCUUUUCCUGCGGAUCCAAUAGUAUUGUCAUCAAGUUUUCUUUUUGCCAUGGCAAACAAAAGUCAAACAUUACUUAAGCAAUGCGGUAGUUUUGCAAGAGAUAAGCCUCAGUUCCCCACUUUAAAUAUCUUCUCUUGGUACAACGUAAAAAUAUAAGGUGCGCACCAGUAGGUGUUUUUGCCCUAUGUUUUUUGGGGGCCUUAACAUAGAUUAAAGCUGGGGUAACUCUGUGGUCUUGACACAGAUUUUGGGUCAUGUUGAGUAUUCAAAAGUUUUCAACCUAAAAAGCCCUUGACAAGUGGGUCUGUCUUGGGGCAAAAACGGGUGCCAUUUAUUCGAUACUCCUAGUAUCUGUGCACAGAAUGGGGCACACAGGGGAUUCACUCGGGUAGUAGCUAAAAUCCCAUGGUUGACCAUCAUUAAGUUGGGGCAUCCAGGUGUCACAGUUUUUAUUUAGCUGGUAGUAACAUCUGAUAUUUAAUUUCAGCAGGUGUUCAAGGAUCCAAUGGGGUUUGUGUCUCAUUUUUUGGGGCAGUCCACUUGUUCCAUGGCAAAGAGCAAAUCUCUCACAUUACUGGGUCGUCACAGCCUGGUUAUCAGGGACAUAGUAGCUAAGCAUUUAAUCUGAGCUGACAUUUACUUCUCACGGUGCCAACACUGAACAAAUCCUGAUUCACAGAAUUUGGGGCAGCCAGCAGCCAGUCCAGGGUGUUAUUUGGCAGAAAUGUGCUGUUACUGUACUUGGGGCUGUAAGGCUCUUAGUUAGUAGUAGGAGUAAUUGCUGUACCUCGUUCUUUGGCGUGGUCUUCCUCAGGUAGUAGGUAGGUAUGAUCUGCUGUUUACCUCUGAAAGGCUGGCCAGUAGGGCUAUGGCUACGUAGGGGCUAUCCAUGUAACGGGGCUGGCUUUACUGCAGGCUAGUAGCCCGGAGUAUCUGCUGUUACCAUUUUAAACUUGGGGCAGUCACAGGCUGGCUUCACUCAGGGCUAGUAGCUAGGUAGUAAUCUGCUGUACCAUGUUAACUUGGGGCAGUCACAGGCUGGCUUCACUCAGGGCUAGUAGUUAGGCAGUAAUCUGCUUACCAUGUUAACUUGGGGCAGUCACAGGCUGGCUUCACUCAGGGCUAGUAGCUAGGCAGUAAUUGCUGUUACCAUGUUAAUUGGGGCAGUCACAGGCUGGCUUCACUCAGGGCUAGAGCUAGGCAGUAAUCUGCUGUUACCAUGUUAACUUGUGGCAGUCACAGGCUGGCUUCACUCAGGGCUAGUAGUUAGGUAGUGAUCUGCUGUACCAUGUUAAUUUGGGGCAGUCACAGGCUGGCUUCACUCAGGGCUAGUAGUAGCAGUAAUCUGCUGUUACCAUGUUAACUUGGGGGCAGUCACAGGCUGGCUUCACUCAGGGCUAGUAGCUAGGCAGUAAUCUGGCUGUUACCAUGUUAACUUGGGGCAGUCACAGGCUGGCUUCACUCAGGGUAGUAGCUAGGCAGUAAUCUGCUGUUACCAUGUUAACUUGGGGCAGUCACAGGCUGACUUCACUCAGGGCUAGUAGCUAGGCAGUAAUCUGCUUUUACCAUGUUAACUUGGGGCAGUCACAGGCUGGCUUCACUCAGGGCUAGUAGUUAGGCAGUAAUCUGCUGUUACCAUGUUAACUUGGGGCAGUCACAGGCUGGCUUCACUCAGGGCUAGUAGCUAGGCAGUAAUCUGCUGUUACCAUGUUAACUUGGGCAGUUACAGGCUGGCUUCACUCAGGGGCUAGUAGCUAGGCAGUAAAUCUGCUGUACCAUGUUAAUUGGGGCAGUCACAGGCUGGCUUCACUCAGGGCUAGUAGCUAGGCAGUAAUCUGCUGUUUACCAUGUAACUUGGGGCAGUCACAGGCGGGACUUCACUCAGGGCUAGUAGCUAGGCAGUAAUUGCUGUUACCAUGUUAAUUGGGGCAGUACAGGCUGGCUUCACUCAGGCUAGUAGCUGGGCCCAGUAAUCUGCUGUUACCAUUUUAACUUGUGGCAGUCACGGCUGGCUUCAUCAGGGCUAGUAGCUAGGCAGUAAUCUGCUGUUACCAUGUUAACUUGUGGCAGUUACAGGCUGGCUUCACUCAGGGCUAGUAGCUAGGUAGUGAUCUGCUGCUACCAUGUUAAUUUGGGGCAGUCACAGGCUGGCUUCACUCAGGGCUAGUAGCUAGGCAGUAAUCUGCUGUUACCAUGUUAACUUGGGGCAGUCACAGGCUGGCUUCACUCAGGGCUAGUAGCUAGGCAGUAAUCUGCUGUUACCAUGUUAACUUGGGGCAGUCACAGGCUGGCUUCACUCAGGGCUAGUAGCUAGGCAGUAAUCUGCUGUUACCAUGUUAACUUGGGGCAGUCACAGGCUGGCUUCACUCAGGGCUAGUAGCUAGGCAGUAAUCUGCUGUUACCAUGUUAACUUGGGGCAGUCACAGGCUGGCUUCACUCAGGGCUAGUAGCUAGGCAGUAAUCUGCUGUUACCAUGUUAACUUGGGGCAGUCACAGGCUGGCUUCACUCAGGGCUAGUAGCUAGGCAGUAAUCUGCUGUUACCAUGUUAACUUGGGGCAGUCACAGGCUGGCUUCACUCAGGGCUAGUAGCUAGGCAGUAAUCUGCUGUUACCAUGUUAACUUGGGGCAGUCACAGGCUGGCUUCACUCAGAGCUAGUAGCUAGGCAGUAAUCUGCUGUUACCAUGUUAACUUGGGGCAGUCACAGGCUGGCUUCACUCAGGGCUAGUAGUUAGGCAGUAAUCUGCUGCUACCAUGUUAAUUUGGGGGCAGUCACAGGCUGGCUUCACUCAGGGCUAGUAGCUAUUGGUGAUGGGGGGAAAAAAUAGAUAUUUACAUAUCAGGAUAUCAUUUUUGACAAUAUAUUGUAUUGUUUUGACAAGAUCGCAAUAUUAUUUUUGCGCUAGUUGGCUGUACCUGGACCGAAAUCCCAGUAUUUGUCCUUCAUAGCUUGUUCUCCAUCUUCUUAUUAAAUAGGGAGUCAAUUUGUUUUCAGCACUUUUAUUUCCAUGACUGAUCAGAGCUAGUUUUUCUCAUGGCUCUCUCUUGUCCCUCUGCAGCAGACAUAUGGUGAGCAAUGUGUUUGGAACAUCGAAUCGCAAUAAAAUCACACCCACUGUUAGAAUCAGCAAUAGACAUAUCGCUAAUGCGGACACACGGUGCCAAUCCGCAGAGGACGGACACCGAGCCAAGCCGCAUAGUACGGACCGAGCCAAGCCGCAGAGGACGGACACCGAGCCAAACCGCAGAGGACGGACACCGAGCAAGCCGCAGAGGACCGGCACGAGCCAAGCCGCAGAGGACGGACACCGAGCCAAGCCGCAGAGGACGGACACCGAGCCAAGCCGCAGAGGACCGGCACCGAGCCAAGCCGCAGAGGACGGACACCGAGCCAAGCCGCAGAGGACGGACACCGAGCCAAGCCGCAGGGGACGGACACCGAGCCAAGCCGCAGAGGACCGGCACCGAGCCAAGCCGCAGAGGACGGACACCGAGCCAAGCCGGGAGAGGACGGACACCCAGCCAAGCCGGAGAGGACGGACACCGAGCCAAGCCGCAGAGGACGGACACCGAAAAACCAUAGCCGCAGAGGACGGACACCGAGCCAAGCCGCAGAGGACCGGCACCGAGCCAAGCCGCAGAGGACGGACACCGAGCCAAGCCGCAGAGGACGGACACCGAGCCAAGCCGCAAGGACGGACACCGAGCCAAGCCGCAGAGGACGGACACCGAGCCAAGCCGCGAGUAAGGACACCGAGCCAAGCCGCAGAGGACCGGCACCGAGCCAAGCGCAAAGGGCGGACACCGAGCCAAGCCGCAGAGGACCGGCACCGAGCCAAGCCGCAGAGGACCGGCACCGAGCCAAGCCGCAGAGGACGGACACCGAGCCAAGCCGCAGAGGACGGACACCGAGCCAAGCCGCAGAGGACGGACACGAGCCAAGCCGCAAAAGGACGGACACCGAGCCAAGCCGCAGAGGACCGGCACCGAGCCAAGCCGCAGAGGACCGGCACGAGCCAAGCCGCAGAGGACCGCACCGAGCCAAGCCGCAGAGGACGGGACACCGAGCCAAGCCGCAGAGGACGGACACCGAGCCAAGCCGCAGAGGACGGACAACGAGCCAAGCCGCAGAGGACGGACACAGAGCCAAGCCGCAGAGGACCGGCACCGAGCCAAGCCGCAGAGGACGGACACGAGCCAAGCCGCAGAGGACGGACACCGAGCCAAGCUCAGAGACGGACACGAGCCAAGCCGCAGAGGACGGACACCGAGCCAAGCGGAGAGGACGGACACGAGCCAAGCCGCAGAGGACGGCACCGAGCCAAGCCGCAGAGGACGGACACCGAGCCAAGCCGCAGAGGACGAGGACGAAGAGACCGGAGCCAAGCCGCAGACGGGAGCGACACCGAGCCAAGCGCAAGGACGGACACCAGCCAAGCCGCAGAGGACGGACACCGAGCCAAGCCGAGAGGACGGCACCGAGCCAAGCCGCAGAGGACGGACACCGAGCCAAGCGCAGAGGACGGACACCGAGCCAAGCGCAGAGGACGGACACCGAGCCAAGCCGCAGAGGACGGACAACGAGCCAAGCCGCAGAGGACGGACACCGAGCCAAGCCGCAGAGGACGGACACCCAGCCAAGCCGCAGAGGACGACACCGAGCCAAGCCGCAGAGGACGAGACACCGAGACAAGCCGCAAGCGAGGACGGACACCGAGCAAGCCGCAGAGGACGGACACCGAGCCAAGCCGCAGAGGACGGACACCGAGCCAAGCCGCAGAGGACGACACCGAGCCAAGCCGCAAGGGACGGACACCGAGCCAAGCCGCAGAGGACGGACACCGAGCCAAGCCAGAGGACGGACACCGAGCCAAGCGCAGAUGACGGCACCGAGCCAAGCCGCAGAGACGACACGAGCAGCCGCAAGACCGGCACAGCCAAGCCGCAGAGGACGGACAACCGAGCCAAGCGCAGAUGACGACACCGAGCCAAGCCGCAGAGGACGGACACCGUAGCCAAGCACAUAGACGACGGACACGAGCCAAGCCGCAGAGAGUAAACGAGACCAACCGCAGAGGACGAGAACCACAGCCAGAGUACCGCACCGAGCCAUCCUCAAUACCGCACCUAUCCAAUCCUCAUAUUACUUACACCUAUCCAAUCCUCAUAUUACUUACACCUAUCCAAUCCUCAUAUUACCUUCACCUAUCCAAUCCUCAUAUUACUUACACCUAUCCAAUCCUCAUAUUACUUACACCUAUCCAAUCCUCAUAUUACUUACACCUAUUCAAUCCUUUCAGAUCUACACAAGUAUCUUGUCUUAGAGUUUAUUUGGGAUAUUUGGGUCUCUACAAACCCCCAUCAUCCCAGACUUUUAGUCUGCUGGGUUCUAGUUUCAUAGCUGCUUAAACCCCAGCCAGUACUGACCGGUCUGUCAGUCCACUUUACCACUGAGUUUAUUACACAAGGCUGUUAACUAUGAAACAGCAGAGGGUCUACUCUGCGUUCACUCACACACACACACACUCUCACACACCACACCACACACACACACACACACACACACACACACACACACACCCACACACCCACCCAAGGCUGUUAACUAUGAAACGGGAGACACUCGUUAAUCACUUCAACAGGACGAUUACACUUACAUUACAUUUUCGUCAUUUAGCAGACGCUUUUAUCCAGAGCGACUUACAAAUUGGUGCAUUCACCUUAUGAUAGCCAGUGGGACAACCACUAUACAAUAUACCCCCCCCCCCCCCCAAAAAAAAAAAAAUUUUUUUAUUUUUUUUGGGGGGGGUGUGGGGUAGGGGGAGGGUAGAAUGAUUACUUUUAUCCUAUCCCAGGUAUUCCUUAAAGAGGUGGGGUUUCAAGUGUCUCCGGAAGGUGGUGAGUGACGCUGUCCUGGCGUCGUGAGGGAGUUACCAGAGGUUUAGCUUCCUGUGACGGACUGACAGUGUGGCUUUUUAUUUAAUAUCUACAACAUAAUGUGUUUUAUGUUUUCAUGUACUGCAUUUAAAUCAGACCUGGGAGAAAUACUUAACCUGGUAAAUACACUCAAAUAUUUUCAGUGCGCUUGAUUCAGGCUAGCUUAACUAGUGGUGCAGGGUGGGCAAACUUUUCCAUUGCUUAUUGUACCGGUCAAGCUAAGCCAAGCGUAUCUCAUGUAUUUGACAUAAUGUAUUUGACCCUGGUCUGACAAUGUGAUUAUGUGAUGGACAGAGUGGUUUUUCUAUUUUAUAGCUACAUGUUUCGAUAUGUUUUCAUGUCUGUAAACUUUGCUAGGCCGGGUUACUGUAAAGCACUUUGACAACCGCUGAUAUAAAAAGGGCUCCAUAAAUACAUUUAAUCGAUCGAUUGAUUGAUUGAUGUAUGUCAAAUCAAUGUGUUUCUGUGUUGUAGACUGAGGACCCUACGAUGGAGCGGCCGUACACGUUUAAAGAUUUCCUCCUACGGCCACGAAGGUCAGUUCCAGACUACCGACGAAGGUGACAGGGAACUACACACACACACACAACACACACACACACCACACACACACACGCACACAAACACGCACACACACACACACGCAUACACACACGCAUUACACACACGCAUACACAACACACGCAUACACACACCACACGCAGCAUACACCACGACACACACCCACACACACACGCAUCACCACACACGUCCUACACACACGCACCACACACCUACACACACCAUCACACCACCCACCACACACACGCAUACACACACGCAUACACACAACACGCACACACACACUCACACACACACGCACACCACACGCAUACACAACGCAUACACACACGCACACAACACGCAACACACACACGCAUACACACACCAUCACCACACUCAUACACACACGCAACACACCGCAUACACACACGCAUACACACACUCAUACACACACGCAAUACACACACCAUACACACACGCAUACACACCAUACACACACGCACACACACACGCACCACACACCACGCAUACACACACCGCUAUACACACGCAUACACACACGUCAUACCACCACGCACCACACACACGCAUACACAACACGCAUACACACACGCUACACACACUCAUACACACACCAUACAACCAACCACACGCACACCACACACGCAUACACACACGCAUACACACACGCAUACACACACGCAUACACACACGCACACACACACGCACACACACACGCACACACACACGCAUACACACACGCACACACACACGCAUACACACACGCACACACACACGCACACACACACACACACACGCAUACACACACGCAUACACACACGCAUACACACACGCAUACACACACGCACACACACACGCAUACACACACGCAUACACACGCAUACACACACGCAUACACACACGGACACUCAGACACAAACUCAAAUUACCCACAAACCCAUGUCCACCUGUUGUUGUUAAUCCACAAUUCAUGGUUAGAUAUCGCUGAAACUACAGGCUUAUGUCAUUAUGGUAUUCGGUUCAAAGUAACUGUACUGUUAUCAUUGUUAGCUAACACUGUUGUCAUUCCGAAUAUUGUUCUAAUUCUAGACAUUAACUUACAUAGCAUUGUUAAAAUAUUCCCCAUGUAUUGUUAAUGGGGCGCUAACAGGGCUUCCAUAGAAUGUUGUAGUGUCAUGUAACUGCAUCAUGGCCCAACUCUCUGAAUUCAAGGCUCUGGCUAAGACCAUCUAUUCUACCUCUGAUUUCUUUUGAAUCACUCCCAACUAACUGCCAUUUUGGUGUCCUCUUCUGUCUCCAGCCACAAGUCCCGGGUGAAGGGUUAUCUGCGGCUGAAGAUGGCCUACCUGCCAAAGACUGGAGGUCCGGAGGAGGAGACCACUGAAGGGAUUACCAGGGAGGAGGCGGAGGUACGAUGACAGGGACACACACGCACACGCACAAGCGCACGUACGCAUAUAUGCAUGCUUGCACAUACACACAGCUUUUUUUACGUGAAAUGUCAGGAGUUUUUGGGGAGUAAAACUGUGUGUUUUCCCUAAGCCUAACCUUGACCCCAAAACCCCUAACCUUAACCCCAAACCCUAAAUCUAACCGUUAAGCUUAGAAUAGCAUUUUAACAAAUUCAGGACAUGGAAAAAGUCCUGACUUUUACAAAAUAAAAUAGUUUUCCUACCUUGUCAGGACAUUCUGGUGACUUGUGAGGACAUUCUGAUCCUGAUAAUGUAGUAAAACAUGUACACACACAUACAUACAUACAUACACACUCAUAUAUAUAUAUAUACAGUGGGGGGAAAAAAGUAUUUAGUCAGCCACCAAUUGUGCAAGUUCUCCCACUUAAAAAGAUGAGAGAGGCCUGUAAUUUGCAUCAUAGGUACACGUCAACUAUGACAGACAAAAUGAGAAAAAAAUAUCCAGAAAAUCACAUUGUAGGAUUUGUUAUGAAUUUAUUUGCAAAUUAUGGUGGAAAAUAAGUAUUUGGUCAAUAACUAAAGUUUCUCAAUACUUUGUUAUAUACCCUUUGUUGGCAAUGACACAGGUCAAACGUUUUCUGUAAGUCUUCACAAGGUUUUCACACACUGUUGCUGGUAUUUUGGCCCAUUCCUCCAUGCAGAUCUCCUCUAGAGCAGUGACGUUUUGGGGCUGUCGCUGGGCAACACGGACUUUCAACUCCCUCCAAAGAUUUUCUAUGGGUUUGAGAUCUGGAGACUGGCUAGGCCACUCCAGGACCUUGAAAUGCUUCUUACGAAGCCACUCCUUCGUUGCCCGGGCGGUGUGUUUGGGAUCAUUGUCAUGCUGAAAGACCCAGCCACGUUUCAUCUUCAAUGCCCUUGCUGAUGGAAGGAGGUUUUCACUCAAAAUCUCACGAUACAUGGCCCCAUUCAUUCUUUCCUUUACACGGAUCAGUCGUCCUGGUCCCUUUGCAGAAAAACAGCCCCAAAGCAUGAUGUUUUCACCCCCAUGCUUCACAGUAGGUAUGGUGUUCUUUGGAUGCAACUCAGCAUUCUUUGUCCUCCAAACACGACGAGUUGAGUUUUUACAAAAAAGUUAUAUUUUGGUUUCAUCUGACCAUAUGACAUUCUCCCAAUCCUCUUCUGGAUCAUCCAAAUGCACUCUAGCAAACUUCAGACGGGCCUGGACAUGUACUGGCUUAAGCAGGGGGACACGUCUGGCACUGCAGGAUUUGAGUCCCUGGCGGCAUAGUGUGUUACUGAUGGUAGGCUUUGUUACUUUGGUCCCAGCUCUCUGCAGGUCAUUCACUAGGUCCCCCCGUGUGGUUCUGGGAUUUUUGCUCACCGUUCUUGUGAUCAUUUUGACCCCACGGGGUGAGAUCUUGUGAUCGAGGGAGAUUAUCAGUGGUCUUGUAUGUCUUCCAUUUCCUAAUAAUUGCUCCCACAGUUGAUUUCUUCAAACCAAGCUGCUUACCUAUUGCAGAUUCAGUCUUCCCAGCCUGGUGCAGGUCUACAAUUUUGUUUCUGGUGUCCUUUGACAGCUCUUUGGUCUUGGCCAUAGUGGAGUUUGGAGUGUGACUGUUUGAGGUUGUGUUACAGGUCUGUGAGAGCCAGAAAUCUUGCUUGUUUGUAGGUGACCAAAUACUUAUUUUCCACCAUAAUUUGCAAAUAAAUUCAUUAAAAAUCCUACAAUGUGAUUUUCUGGAUUUUUUUUUCUCAAUUUGUCUGUCAUAGUUGACGUGUACCUAUGAUGAAAAUUACAGGCCUCUCAUCUUUUUAAUUGGGAGAACUUUCACAAUUGGUGGCUGACUAAAUACUUUUUUCUCCCACUGUAUAUAUAUAUAUAUAUAUAUAUAUAUAUAUAUAUAGACACUACCAGUCAAAAGUCUGGACACACCUACUCAUUCAAGUGUUUUUUUUACAUUGUAGAAUAAUAGUGAAAUAACACAGAUUAAAUCAUGUAGUAACCAAAAAAGUGUUACACAAAUCAAAAUAUAUUUAUAAUUGAGAUUCUUCAAAUAGCCACCCUUUGCCUUGAUGACAGCUUUGCAUACUCUUGGCAUUCUCUCAACCAGCUUCGUGAGGUAGUCACCUGGAAUGCAUUUCAAUUAACAGGUGUGCUGCCUUAAAAGUUAAUUUGUGGAAUUUAUGUCCUCCUUAAUGCGUUUGAGCCAAUCAGUUGUGUUGUGACAAGGUAGGGGUGGUAUACAGAAGAUAGCCCUAUUUGGUAAAAGACCAAGUCCAUAUUUUGGCAAAAACAGCUCAAAUAAGCAAAGAGAAAUGACAGUCCAUCAUUACUUUGAACGUUUCUUCAAGUGCAGUGGCAAAAACCAUCAAGCGCUACGGUCCUCUGUAGCUCAGCUGGUAGAGCACGGCGCUUGUAACGCCAAGGUAGUGGGUUCGAUCCACGGGACCACCCAUACACAAAAAAUAAAAGAAAAUGUAUGCACGCAUGACUGUAAGUCGCUUUGGAUAAAAGCGUCUGCUAAAUGGCAUAUAUUAUUAUAUAUUAUUAUGAAACUGGCUCUCAUGAGGACCGCCACAGGAUAAGUUCAUUAGAGUAACCAGCCUCAGAAAUUGCAGCCCAAAUAAAUGCUUCACAGAGUUCAAGUAACAGACACAUCUCAACAUCAACUGUUCAGAGGGGACUGUGUGAAUCAGGCCUUCAUGGUGAAAUUGCUGCAAAUAAACCACCACUAAAGUACACCAAUAAGAAGAAGAGACCUGCUUGGGCCAAGAAACACGAGCAAUGGACAUUAGACCGGUGGAAAUUUGUCCUUGGGUCUGGAGUCCAAAUUUGAGAUUUUUGGUUCAAACCGUGUGUCUUUGUGAGACGCAGUGUGGAUGAACGGAUGAUCUCCGCAUGUGUAGUUCCCACCGUAAAGCAUGGAGGAGGAGGUGUGAUGGUGUGGGGGUGCUUUGCUGGUGACACUGUCUGUGAUUCAUUUAGAAUUCAAGGGACACUUAACCAGCUUGGCUAUCACAGCAUUCUGCAGCGAUACGCCAUCCCAUCUGGUUUGGGCUUAGUGGGACUAUCAUCUGAUUUUCAACAGGAUAAUGACCCAACACACCUCCAGGCUGUGUAAGGGCUAUUUUACCAAGAAGGAGAGUGAUGGAGUGCUGCAUCAGAUGACCUGGCCUCCACAAUCCCCCGAUCUCAACCCAAUUGAGAUGGUUUGGGAUGAGUCAGACGGCAGAGUGAAGGAAAAGCAGCCAACAAGUUCUCAGCAUAUGUGGGAACUCCUUCAAGACUGUUGGAAAAGCAUUCCAGGUUAAGCUGGUUGAGAGAAUACCAAGUGUGUGCAAAGCUGUCAUCAAGGCAAAGGGUGGUGGCUAUUUGAAGAAUCUCAAAUAUAAAAAAUAUUUUGAUUUGUUUAACACUUUUUUUGGUUAUUACAUGAUUCCAAAUGUGUUAUUUCAUAGUUUUGGUGUCUUCACUAUUAUUCUACAAUGUAAAAAUUGAGAAAUACCCUUGAAUGAGUAGGUGUGUCCAAACCUUUGACUGGUACUGUAUAUAUACAGUUGUGGAGGUGGAGUAACAGAAGUCUGUUACUGCCAACAGGGAGUCUGGAGAAAACAUCUAGUCUGUUCUGGUCUGGCCUCUCUUUCUGGAAACACCAUUCACUCACUCACUCAAUUCCCCACAUCCUCUCAUUUUCAGAAAGCUGAUCUAUUGGAAAACUAAAGUAUGUGUUUGGUGUGUGUAUCUGUAUGCCUAUGUGUGUCAGUGGCUUAAUCUGAGUAAGAGAGAGAGAGAGCAAGAUGGCUUUUUCACUCACUAAAAUAAUGCCUAGAUAGGGUGACAUUUAGCUAGUCUGGGUACCCGGCUGUUUAGCCAUCAUUCCACUCCUUGGUCUAGUCUGGUACCGUCUGUAUAGCCAUCAUUCCACUCCUUGGUCUAGUCGGUACCUGUUGUUUUAGCUAUCAUUCCACUCCUUGGUCUAGUCUGGUACGUCUGUUUAGCCAUCAUUCCACUCCUGGUCUAGUCUGGUACCAGUCUGUUUAGCCAUUCCACUCCUUGGUCUAGUCUGGUACCAGUCUGUUUAGCUAUCAUUCCACUCCUUGGUCUAGUCUGGUACCAGUCUGUUUUAGCCAUCAUUCCACUCCUUGGUCUAGUCGUGGUUACCCGUCUUUUAGCAUCAUUCCACUCCUUGGUCUAGUCUGGUACCAGUCUGUUUAGCCAUCAUUCCACUCCUUGGUCUAGUCUGGUACCGUCUGUUUAGCUCAUCAUUCCACUCCUUGGUCUAGUCUGGUACCAGUCUGUUUAGCCAUCAUUCCACUCCUUGGUCUAGUCUGGUACCAGUCUGUUUAGCCUAUCAUUCCACUCCUUGGUCUAGUCUGGGUACCCGUCUGUUUAGCUAUCAUUCCCACUCCUUGGUCUAGUCUGGUACCCAGUCUGUUUAGCCAUCAUUCCACUGCCUUGGUUCUAGUCUGGUACCCGUCUGUUUAGCCAUCAUUCCACUCCUUGGUCCUAGUCUGGGUACCCGUCUGUUUAGCUAUCAUUCCACUCCUUGGUCUAGUCUGGUACCAGUCUGUUUAGCCAUCAUUCCACUCCUUGGUCUAGUCUGGUACCCGUCUGUUUAGCCAUCAUUCCAACUCCUUGGUCUAGUCUGGUACCCGUCUGUUUAGCCAUCAUUCCACUCCUUGGUCUAGUCUGGUACCCAGUCCUGUUUAGCCAUCAUUCCACUCCUUGGUCUAGUCUGGUACCCGUCUGUUUAGCUAUCAUUCCACUCCUUGGUCUAGUCUGGUACCAGUCUGUUUAGCCAUCAUUCCACUCCUUGGUCUAGUCUGGUACCCGUCUGUUUAGCCAUCAUUCCACUCCUUGGUCUAGUCUGGUACCAGUCUGUUUAGCCAUCAUUCCACUCCUUGGUCUAGUCUGGUACCAGUCUGUUUAGCCAUCAUUCCACUCCUUGGUCUAGUCUGGUACCGUCUGUUUAGCCAUCAUUCCCUCCUUGGUCUAGUCUGGUACCGUCUGUUUAGCCAUCAUUCCACUCCUUGGUCUAGUCUGGUACCAGUCUGUUUAGCAUCAUUCCACUCCUUGGUCUAGUCUGGUACCAGUCUGUUUAGCUAUCAUUCCACUCCUUGGUCUAGUCUGGUACCAGUCUGUUUAGCUAUCAUUCCACUCCUUGGUCUAGUCUGGUACCAGUCUGUUUAGCUAUCAUUCCACUCCUUGGUCUAGUCUGGUACCAGUCUGUUUAGCUAUCAUUCCACUCCUUGGUCUAGUCUGGUACCAGUCUGUUUAGCUAUCAUUCCACUCCUUGGUCUAGUAUGGGGUACGUUGUUUAGCAUCAUUCCACUCUUGUCUAGUAUGGUACCAGUCUGUUGAGCCAUCAUUCCACUCUUGGUCUAGUUGGUACCGUCUGUUUAGAUCUUCAUUCCACUCCUGAGUCUAGCUGGUACAGUGUUUAGCCAUAAUUCCACUCCUUUGUAUAGUCUGGUAACCCAGUUGUUUAGCCAUCAUUCCACUCCAUGGUCUAGUUGGAUACCCGUUGUGUGCUAUCGUUCCACUCCUUGGUCUCAGUCUCUGGUACCAGUCUGUUUAGCCAUCAUUCCACUCCUUGGUGUUGUAGUCUGCUAACCCCAGUCUGUUUAGCAUCAUUCCACUCCUUGGUCUAGUUGGUACCCGUCUGUUUUAGCAUCAUUCCACUCCUUGGUCUAGUCUGGGUCUGUUACCACUCUGUUAGUGAUUAGCCAUCAUUCCACUCCUUGUCUAGUCUGGUACCCGUCUGUUUAGCUAUCAUUCCACUCCUUGGUUGUCUGGGUACCAGUCUGUUUAGCUAUCAUUCCACUCCUUGGUCUAGUCUGGUACCAGUCUGUUUAGCCAUCAUUCCACUCCUUGGUCUAGUCUGGUACCCGUCUGUUUAGCCAUCAUUCCACUCCAUGGUCUAGUCUGGCUACCCGUCUGUUUUGCUAUCGUUCCACUCCUUGGUCUAGUCUGGUACCAGUCUGUUUAGCCAUCAUUCCACUCCUUGGUCUAGUCUGGUACCAGUCUGUUUAGCUAUCAUUCCACUCCUUGGUCUAGUCUGGUACCAGUCUGUUUAGCCAUCAUUCCACUCCUUGGUCUAGUCUGGUACCAGUCUGUUUAGCCAUCAUUCCACUCCUUGGUCUAGUCUGGUACCCGUCUGUUUAGCUAUCAUUCCACUCCUUGGUCUAGUCUGGGUACCAGUCUGUUUAGCCAUCAUUCCACUCCUUGGUCUAGUCUGUGUACCCGUCUGUUUAGCCAUCAUUCCACUCCUUGGUCUAGUCUGGUACCAGUCUGUUUAGCCAUCAUUCCACUCCUUGGUCUAGUCUGGUACCCGUCUGUUUAGCUAUCAUUCCACUCCUUGGUCUAGUCUGGUACCAGUGUGUUUAGCCAUCAUUCCACUCCUUGGUCUAGUCUGGUACCAGUCUGUUUAACCAUCAUUCCACUCCUUGGUCUAGUCUGGUACCAGUCUGUUUAGCCAUCAUUCCACUCCUUGGUCUAGUCUGGUACCCGUCUGUUUAGCCAUCAUUCCUCUCCUUGGUCUAGUCUGGUACCAGUCUGUUUAGCCAUCAUUCCACUCCUUGGUCUAGUCUGGUACCCGUCUGUUUAGCUAUCAUUCCACUCCUUGGUCUAGUCUGGUACCCGUCUGUUUAGCUAUCGUUCCACUCCUUGGUCUAGUCUGGUACCAGUCUGUUUAGCCAUCAUUCCACUCCUUGGUCUAGUCUGGUACCCGUCUGUUUAGCUAUCAUUCCACUCCUUGGUCUAGUCUGGGUACCAGUCUGUUUAGCCAUCAUUCCACUCCUUGGUCUAGUCUGUGUACCCGUCUGUUUAGCCAUCAUUCCACUCCUUGGUCUAGUCUGGUACCCGUCUGUUUAGCUAUCAAUCCACUCCUUGGUCUAGUCUGGUACCAGUCUGUUUAGCCAUCAUUCCACUCCUUGGUCUAGUUUGGUACCAGUCUGUUUAGCCAUCAUUCCACUCCUUGGUCUAGUCUGGUACCCGUCUGUUUAGCCAUCAUUCCACUCCUUGGUCUAGUCUGGUACCAGUCUGUUUAGCUAUCAUUCCACUCCUUGGUCUAGUCUGGUACCCGUCUGUUUAGCUAUCAUUCCACUCCUUGGUCUAGUCUGGUACCCGUCUGUAUAGCCAUCAUUCCACUCCUUGGUCUAGUCUGGUACCCGUCUGUUUAGCCAUCAUUCCACUCCUUGGUCUAGUCUGGUACCCGUCUGUUUAGCUAUCAUUCCACUCCUUGGUCUAGUCUGGUACCCGUCUGUAUAGCCAUCAUUCCACUCCUUGGUCUAGUCUGGUACCAGUCUGUUUAGCCAUCAUUCCAAUCCUUGGUCUAGUCUGUGUACCCGUCUGUUUAGCCAUCAUUCCACUCCUUGGUUUAGUCUGGGUACCCGUCUGUUUUGCUAUCGUUCCACUCCUUUCCACUCCUUGUCAUGCUAAACAUCUUUGGCAUAUGACACAGAGUACAAGGAGUGGAAUGGUAGCUAAACAGACGGGUACCCAGGCUAACAUUUAGCAGAAGAACUGAAUUUUUUUUAAAACAGAAAAUCUCACAUCUCCAACCUUCUCCUUGCGAGAUCUCAAACAGACAGACAGACAGUGGAAUGUAACAUACACCAAAAGGAAAGAGCUGUGUUUUUCUCCUGGCUGUGCAGUGUCUCUCUCGCUCCGUGUCUGUGUCUUUGAGCACUCUCUCCUCCUGUGCCUGUGUGUUUCUCAGGGCUGGGAGGUGAACGACUCCGCCGACCCCAGCGUCCAGAGGCCUCAGGUGGUCCAGCCCCCGCUGCCCCCAGGAUGGGAGGAGAAGGUUGAUAACCUGGGCAGAACCUACUACGUCAACCACAACAACCGCUAUACACAGUGGAAACGACCCAGCAACGUGUAUGUACACACAGCUAGGUUCUCUUUACACACAGUUAUCAGAGUUGCUCUAGAGUUAAGGUUGUGGUUAGGAUGGGAUGAGAAGAUGGAGAACCUGGAUAGAACCUACUAUUUCAACCAAAACAACCACUACACAGUGGAAACGACCCAGCAACAUGUAUGUACAUAUAGUUGUCAGAGCUGCUCUAGGGUGAGGGUUAACUUUGGGGUUAGUCAUCCACAACAACCACUCUACACAGUGGAAACGACCCAGCAACAUGUACGUGCUGCUAUACUUUCAUACAUAGUUAUCUUCCACGCCGUGAACCACUAGAUCCUCCUCUCCAUCCUCUCAGGGCUGGGUGUCUCAGGCUUUGCAUUCUCUUUGAAGAAUCCUACCUGGAAGGGCUCUGUACUAGGUCCUCUGGUGUCCCCCAGGGCUCUGUACUAGGUCCUCUGGUGUCCCCCAGGGCUCUGUACUAGGUCCUCUGGUGUCCCCCAGGGCUCUGUCCUAGGUCCUCUGGUGUCCCCCAGGGCUCUGUCCUAGGUCCUCUGGUGUCCCCAAGGGCUCUGUCCUAGGUCCUCUGGUGUCCCCCAGGGCUCUGUACUAGGUCCUCUGGUGUCCCCCAGGGCUCUGUACUAGGUCCUCUGGUGUCCCCCAGGGCUCUGUCCUAGGUCCUCUGGUGUCCCCCAGGGCUCUGUACUAGGUCCUCUGGUGUUCCCCAGGGCUCGGUACUAGGUCCUCUCUUGUGCUCUCUGUACACCAACAUGUAAAAUGUUCAUUGUCUCUUCUCUACAGGGAUGAUGUUUCGGAGGUGGAGAAUGAUAAUCAGCAGCGUGCGAACAGCAUCCAGGCCCACCGGGUUUUCAGGUCCAGACGACACAUUUCUGAAGACCUGGAGAACGAACACAUAGAACCCAGAGACAUGGAAGAUGUGAGUCUCAUCCCUGACCUUUGACCCCUCGACUGUACAAUAUGUUUUAAUCAAGAUAUUCAUAAAUCCAAGGACAUCUAUUGCUACAUACCAGGACAAUAUUACGCCUACAUUUUUACUUAAAAUAGGUUAAUGGAUCAAUGCCUUAUCUUUACUGCAGAAUACAGAAUGACUUUCCAAGCCAGUCAGUGGUACAGUACACUCUCUCUCUCUCUGCACAGUCGUGGGAGCCAAUCACUGAAGAGAGUCCAGACGGCCUCCUAACUGGCCCCUCCUCCGCAAUGGCGACGCCCAUCCCCCAAACGCCGGACCCCCCGGCCCUCCAGGAGUUCUCAGAGGAGAUCAACCUGCGCCUGUCUCUCUCUCCAACCCCAUCCGGCCCCCCGCCUGACAUCAACGGAGAGGUGGCCGCCCCCAGCCAAGCCUCUGCUGUGGUGAGAAUCACUGACCUGUUUGAAUCUAGUGUUGGAGGCAAUUCACCACUUUUUAACCUCAUUCAUCAGCACCAUUCCAGUAUGUCUGAAAACACCAAUUUGUUCUGAUGCCAAAAAGUCAUAAGAAAACAAUCCCUCUCUGUCUCCCCUCAGCAGAGUCAUCGCUCCUCCAGACUGCGUUCCUCCAGUAUGACAGAUGGGGUCAGUGACCAGGCCCAGCCUCCUCCUCCAGCGGUACGAUACGCUCUCUCUCUCUUCCUCUCCUCUGUUCUUCCUCCUCUGCCUUCCUGUUCCUUUACUACACAGGCAGCUCCUCCUGUUCUCCUCUCCUCCUCUCCUCUGUUCUUCCUCCUCUGCCUUCCUGUUCCUUUACUACACAGGCAGCUCCUCCUGUUCUCCUGUCCUCCUCUCCUCUCCCCUCUCCUCCUCCUCAUGUCCUCUCCUCCUAUCCUCUCCUUCCCUCCUGUCCUGUCCUCUCCUUCCCUCCUGUCCUCUCCCCUCUCUUCCCUAUGUCCUCUCCUCCUCUCUGCUCACUGGGAUUCCUUAAUGCCUGGUGGUGAUUCACUCUGCAGUGUCAGGCUCUGUGUUUCUGGUAACAGUAGCAGUAACUCUAUCCUUCCCAGACAGAGAUCUGAAUCACAGUAGCCCAGGGAACCAGGGCUUCUAAAGGGAAAAGCACAGGUGCUGAUGUCAGCCUUUUAUCUCGCUGACCUGAAUGAAUGAGUGGGUAGCAGGAGUUUUACAACAACAGGAUGUGAAUGAGUGGUAAGUGGAAUGAGUGGGUAGCUAGGAUUUUACAACAGUAGCAGAAUAAGGCUUUUACUAGACUGGCAAGAUCCAAUCACCACAUGUUUCUAACUGGUUUGACACACUUUCCCAGGAAGCAUGUGUAGGUUGCAGAUCUGCGUUCAUAUAGUAUUUGAAAUCUUUCAAAGUACUUUGAGUGUUUGCUCUAGCCUACCUGGAGUGCCAGGUGGGUGGUGGUUGCACUUUUGAGACUACUCUAUUGGUUCCAUUGCACCAUGCAAGCUCAAUUACGUGCAUCUUAAGUAUUUGACCCAGGUCUGGUGCAAAGUUAAUUUUGCAUACUAAAGUCUUGCAUAGUUCAUUUUGUUUCGGUAUGUUGCAUUGAAAGUGGCUAAUAUUGCGUUGAUUCAAUCACAAUUCCCACAGUAAAGGGAAACGUUGAUAGUGUUAACUAACGGGGAAAACUCUAGAAAGUUGUGUGAAGUUGAAUCUCGUUGGCUGAUAUUUAUUCUGCAUGGCAGUCCUGGGGGAGCUGCACGCAGCUUCGAGGGAACAUUGAUUGUUGGUUCAUUAUACGGCAGCAAAAUGUGUUUUAUUUGUACUUUUUGAAAUGUAGGCCAAUGUCUUAAAUGCAGUAAAGAGUGCGAUAUAGCUCCAUGUUGCUCCGUAAGGCUUAUCAAAAUAGUUAUUGUUAGUAAUGACAAAGAAAAGGGUUACUGUUGCUAAUGACAAAGAAAAGGGUUACUGUUGCUAAUGACAAAGAAAAGGGUUACUGUUGCUAAUGACAAAGAAAAUAGUUACUGUUGCUAAUGACAAAGAAAAGGGUUACUGUUGCUAAUGACAAAGAAAAUAGUUGCUGUUGCUAAUGACCAAGAAAAGGGUGACUGUUGCUAAUGACAAAGAAAAUAGGUACUGUUGCUAAUGACCAAGAAAAGGGUUACUGUUGCUAAUGACAAAGAAAAGGGUUACUGUUGCUAAUGACAAAGAAAAUAGUUACUGUUGCUAAUGACAAAGAAAACGGUUACUGUUGCUAAUGACAAAGAAAAUAGUUACUGUUGCUAAUGACAAAGAAAAGGGUUAAUAUAGUGUUGCUAAUGACAAAUAAAAGGGUUAGUGUUGCUAAUGACAAAGAAAAGGGUUACUGUUGAUAAUGAUAAAGAAAAUAGUGUUAGUAAUAAAGGGUAGUGUUAGUAAUAAAGGGUGGUAAUAAAGGGUGAGUGUUAGUAAUAAAGGGUGGUAAUAAAGGGUGAGUGUUGGUGAUAAAGGGUGAGUGUUGGUGAUAAAGGGUGAGUGUUGGUGGUACAGGGUGAGUGUUGGUGGUACAGGGUGAGUGUUGGUGGUACAGGGUGAGUGUUGGUGAACAGGGUGAGUGUCGGUGGUACAGGGUGAGUAUCGGUGGUACAGGGUGAGUGUCGGUGGUGCAGGGUGAGUGUCGGUGGUGCAGGGUGAGUGUCGGUGGUGCAGGGUGAGUGUCGGUGGUGCUGGGUGAGUGUCGGUGGUGCAGGGUGAGUGUCGGUGGUGCAGGGUGAGUGUCGGUGGUGCAGGGUGAGUGUCGGUGGUGCAGGGUGAGUGUCGGUGGUACAGGGUGAGUGUCGGUGGUACAGGGUGAGUGUCGGUGGUACAGGGUGAGUGUCGGUGGUACAGGGUGAGUGUCGGUGGUACAGGGUGAGUGUAGGUGGUACAGGGUGAGUGUCGGUGGUACAGGGUGAGUGUCGGUGAUACAGGGUGAGUGUUAGUAAUGACAAAGAAAAGCAUUGAAGGAAUGAAGAAAGAUUAAGAAAGAGUUAUUUGGCAUGACUGUGUCUGUAACCUGCUAGAUUAGUCAGUCACACUAUUUCUCCUUGACAUUGGCUGAGUGGGUGGGUAGUGUUAACUCACUUUGCGUUCCCCUCUCUUUGUGUGAGUUGGUACACGGCCGUCAUUAACACCUGUGGUGCUAGUCAGAUCUAUCUCACAUGAUAUUCAAAGAAAAGAAAGCUUAACAAUGUUGAUUGUCUUUCUGCAAUCAUUGAUUAUGGUUAAUCUAAGACUGCUAAAACAAUAUCAGAUCUCUCAUUUGAAAGCUUUUUAUUCAGCUGUUUAUCUACUACUUUCUCUUCUUCUUGACUCGCGUCACUCUCAACCCGUAAUCCAAUCAAACAAUGAUCAUCCACAACUAUAAUCCACCCACGGUAAUCUGAUUCCAUGUGCCCGUUACCUCACCUUUCCUCCUGUGUGGUCAGCUGCUUUGGGUAUCCUCCACAACUCCUGUCCCUAUCAUCACAGGAGUCUAUCCCCCCUGACCCUCGCUUCACUCCUCACCCCACUGUCCCCCACCUCAACCUCUGGGCAGUCUGACUCUAAAGUAACCUCCUUCCCCGUGUCGGUCUUUCCUGCUCCUCCACACAUCACCCACCUGACCCCCUGCCUCACCCUCACUGGUCAAAUCUGUCCCUGCCUCAGCCUCACUGGUCAUAUAUGUCCCUGACCCCUGCCUCAGCCUCACUGGUCAUAUCUAUCCCUGACCCCUGCCUCAGCAUCACUGGUCAUACAUGUCCCUGACCCCUGCCUCAGCCCCCCCCCCCCCCCCCCCCCCCACCCCCUAAAGUGUGUGCCUCCCUCUAAAGAAGGCUGUGUUCUACCAGCAGAGCUCCCAGACCAGAAGAACCAGAGCUCAAACAGUCACUGGAGUUGAGGAGCCCAUGGUAAUGUUGUCCCAUUCUACAUACUGUACAUCUAUCUACCUGCUGUGCAUCAGUGCACCUCUCUGCCAUAUGAAUACCCUCUCUCUCUCUCUGCACCGUUUUAGUUUUGUCCCCCUCCCUCCCAACAAACGUUAUGUAUCAAGCCGGUGUUCAGUCCCACACGUGGUUAAGAAGUUAGGACUUGUAGUGACUAGACCACCUGUUUCCCCUCCUGCUUCUGUGUUGUGACCCCUCAAUGGGAGAGUUCAACUCACUUACCAAGUCAAUAAGUGCACACGUUUCUUCAUAUGGAGUUCAGUGGCUGUGAAUGUGUAUUUGUAGUUGUCCAUGUAUGUGCGUGUGGUUGUGUUUGUGUGUUUGUGCUGCUCCCUCGAUAUGUCCACACAUCAUCACCUGCUGGGAUUUAUUUUCAUCUGUAAUAAGCAGUUUGAGUGUGUCUAUACUAUAUAUGUUAGUUUGUACAUGUUUAAGGUUUGAGUGUGUCUAUACUAUAUAUGUUAGUUUGUACAUGUUUAAGGUUUGAGUGUGUCUAUACUAUAUAUGUUAGUUUGUACAUGUUUAAGGUUUGAGUGUGUCUAUACUAUAUAUGUUAGGUUGUAUGUAAGGUUUGAGUGAGUCUUACUAUAUACAGUGCAUUCGGAAAGUAUUCAGACCCCUUUUUCCACAUUUUGUUACGUUACAGCCUUAUUCUAAAAUUGAUUAAACAUUACCUUUUUUUCGCUCAUCAAUCUACACACAAUACCCCUGUAUUUGGGGAGUUUCUCCCAUUCUUCUCUGCAGAUCCUCUUAAGCUCUGUCAGGUUGGAUGGGGAGCGUCGCUGCACAGCUAUUUUCAGUUCUCUCCAGAGAUGUUUGAUCGGGUUCAAGUCCGGGCUCUGGCUGGGCCACUCAAGGACAUUCUGAAGCCACGCCUGCGUUGUCCUGUUGGAAGGUGAACCUUCGCCCUAUUCUAAGGGUCCUGAGCGCUCUGGAGCAGGUUUUCAUCAAGGAUCUCUCUGUACUUUUGCUCUGUUCAUCUUUCCGUCUAUCCUGACUAGUCUCUCAGUCCCUGCAGCUGAAAAACAUCCCCACAGCAUGAUGCUGCCACCACCAUGCUUCACUGUAGGUUUCCUCCAGAUGUGACACUUGGCACUCAGGCCAAAGAGUUCAAUCUUGGUUUCAUCAGACCAGAGAAUCUUGUUUCUCAUGGUCUGAGAGUCCUUUAGGUGUCUUUUGGCAAACUCCAAGCGGGCUGUCAUGUGCCUUUUACUGAGGAGUGGCUUCCGUCUGGCCACUCUACCAUAAAGGCCUGAUUGGUGGAGUGUUGCAGAGAUGGUUGUCCUUCUGGAAGGUUCUCCCAUCUCCACAGAGGAACUCUGGAGCUCUGUCAGAGUGACCAUUGGGUUCUUGGUCACCUCCCUGACCAAGGCCCUUCUCCCCAGAUUUAUCAGUUUGGCCAGGCGGCCAGCUCUAGAUAGAGUCUUGGUGGUUCCAAACUUCUUCCAUUUAAGAAUGAUGGAGGCCACUGUGUUCUUGGGGACCUUCAAUGCUGCAGACAUUUUUGGUACCCUUCCCCAGAUCUGCCUCGACACAAUCCGGUCUCGGAGCUCUACGGACAAUUCCUUCGACCUCAUGGCUUGUUUUUUGCUCUGACAUGCACUGUCAACUGUGGGAUCUUAUAUAUUGAAUAUACCACAGGUGGACUCCAAUCAAGUUGCUGAAACAUCUCAAGGAUGAUCAAUGGAAACAGGAUGCAGCUGAGCUCAAUUUCAAGGCUCAUAGCAAAGGGUCUGAAAACUUAUGUAAAUAAGGUAUUUCCGUUUUUUAUUUUUAAUACAUUUGCAAAAAAAUCUAAACCUGUUUUCGCUUUGUCGUUAUGGGGUAUUGUGUGUAGAUUGAUGAGGGAAAAAAUUAUUUAAUCAAUUUUAGAGUAAGGCUGUAACGUAACAAAACUCAAGUGGUCUGAAUAAUUUCCGAAUGCACUGUAUGUUAGGUUGUAUGUAUGUAUGUUUGAGUCAGUCAGUCUUACUAUAAUAAUAAUAAUAUGCCAUUUAGCAGACGCUUUUAUCCAAAGUGACUUACAGUCAUGCGUGCAUACAUUUUUACGUAUGGGUGGUCCCGGGGAUCGAACCCACUACCCUGGCGUUACAAGCGCCAUGCUCUACCAAUUGAGCUACAAAGGACCUUUACAUGUUAGGUUGUAUGUCAGGUUUGAAAGCUGUUCUAUGUGGUUUGUUUGUCAUUGUGUGUUUUUUUUUUUCUAAAGCUGUCCUGCUUCUGCUGGCCUGCUUCUGUGAGUUUCUGAGGAGCAGCAGUAUUGUAGUACAAUAGUACUCUGCUACGUGUUGUACUGCAGUACUGUUUUUAGUCAAUAAGCCACUCCCACUGUUUCUAUAUUUCUUAUCAAUGUGUAAAAAAAUGCAGUUUGCACAAACAGUUUCUUCCAGGUGGCCAUAUUGUCCGGCGUGAUUAACUUGCUGUUUUGCUUCUCUUUGCUUGGUUCAAUCUCAGUCGGCAGCCUAUGCCCUGACCACACCAGGCCUGCCUCCGGGAUGGGAGGAGAGGAAGGAUGCCAAGGGACGCACGUAUUACGUCAACCAUAACAACCGCUGCACCACCUGGACCAAGCCUAUCCUACAGGUACAGAGAGGCCUCACCUGGGGCACAGAGAGACUGCAUGGGCCUGGGCUGACUCCUCCACGUCGCUCUCCUCCUCCUCCCCUCUCCUGCCCUCAUUCCGUUAGGGCGUUUCUCUGGGCCUGGGUACAACCUCCACUGUUCUCUUUGUCCCCCCACCUUCCUCUUGUCCUGUCUUAAAGUGUGGGUGCAUGUCUUACUCUAGGUCUUACUCUAGGUCUUACUCUAGGUGCGUUCCUUCACUGGUCACCUUGAGUUUGUGUCCCGCUCUUCCUCCUCUCCUCCUCUCUUCUUUGUUCCUCCUCUCUCUCUUCCUCUCCUCCUCUCUCCCUCUCCCCUCCUCUCUCCCUCCUAUCUUUCUCCCUCCUCUCUCCCUCCUCUCCUCCUCUCUUCCUCCCUCUAUUCCUCCUCUCUCCCUCCUCUCUUUCUCCCUCAUCUCUCCCUCCUCUCCUCCUCUCUUCCUCCCUCUAUUCCUCCUCUCUCCCUCCUCUCUCCCUCCUCUCCUCCUCUCUUCCUCCCUCUAUUCCUCCUCUCUCCCUCCUCUUUCUCCCUCCUCUUUCUCCCUCCUCUCUCCCUCCUCUCCUCCUCUCUUCCUCCCUCUAUUCCUCCUCUCUCCCUCCUCUCUUUCUCCCUCCUCUCUCCCUCCUCUCCUCCUCUCUUCCUCCCUCUAUUCCUCCUCUCUCCCUCCUCUUUCUCCCUCCUCUCUCCCUCCUCUUUCUCCCUCCUCUCUCCCUCCUCUCCUCCUCUCUUCCUCCCUCUAUUCCUCUUCUUUCUCCCUCCUCUUUCUCCUCCUCUCUCCCUCUCCCCUCCUCUCUCCCUUCUCUCUUCCUCCCUCUAUUCCUCCUCCUCUCUCUCCCUCCUCUCUUUCUCCCUCCUCUCUCCCUCCUCUCUUCCUCCCUCUAUUCCUCCUCUCUCCCUCCUCCUCUCCCUCCUCUCUUUCUCCCUCCUCUCUUCCCAUCCCUCUCCUCCUCUCUUCCUCCUCUCCUUCCUCCUCUCGUCCAGCUCCUCAUUUCUCUCUCUCCUCCCUCUAUUUCCUCUCUCUUUUCUCCCUCCUCUUCUCCUCCUCUCUCCUCUCUCCCUCCUCUCUCACUCCUCUCCCUCCUCUCUUCCUCCCUCAUCUCCUCCUCUCUCCCUCCUCUUUCUCCCUCCUCUCUCCUCCUCCCUCUCAUUCCUCCUCUUCCUCCCGUCCUUUUCCCUCCUCUCUUCCUCCUCUUUCUCUCUCCUCUUCCUCCUCCUCUUCCCUCUCUUCCUCUCCUCCCUCCUCUUUCUCCUUCCCCUCUCUCCUACUCUCUCCCGCUCGCUCGUUUCCCUCCUCUCUUCCUCCUCUCUAUCCUCCUCUCUCGCCUCCUCCGUCUUCCUCCUCUUCUCCCUCCUCUCUCCCCUCUGUCCCUCCUCUCUCCCUCCUCUCUUUCUCCCUCCGUCCUCCGUCUCCCUCCUCUCCUCCCUCCUUCACUCCUCCUCUCUCCCUCCUCUCUCCCUCCUUUCUCUCCCUCCUCUCUCUCAUCCCUCCUCUCUCCCUCCUCUUUCCCUCCUCUCGUCCUCUCUCCCUCCUCGUCCUCCCUCUUCUUCCUCCCUCUAUUCCUCCUCCUCUCCCCUCGCUGCUCUUUCUUCUCCUUCCUCUCCUCCACUCCCCUCUCUCUUUCCUCCCUCUAUUCUGCCUCUCACUCCCUCCUCUUUCUCCCUCCUCGCAUCUCGUCAUCUCUCCUCAUCCCUUCCUCUCUUCCUCCUCCCUCUCUCCCCGUCCUCUGUUCUCCCUCCUCUCUUUCUCCCUCCUCUCUCCCUCCCUCCUCUCUUCCUCCCUCUCCUCCUCCUCUGCCAAAUAGUAACUUGAGAAAUGUGGAUGUAUUAAGUAUUGAUGAAUGGGAGAUUUGAGUGGAUAUUGUAGUGGUUUGCACAUAUCUCAAGUUAGACUCUUAUGAAUGGUCUUUCCUCUGUCUGAUCAUCUCUUCCUUACUCUUUAACUUCCCUAUAAUGUAAACUGUCUAUCACACAAAGCCUUGUUCCUCCUUCUACCUGUGUUAACUAAAAAGUAUCUCCUUGACAGCACACUGAAGAUGAGGCGAGCACCUCUGACUCCGGGGCUGCAGCUGGAGCCGCCUCCACCUCUUCCUCAGCCGCCAACAACAACAGCCACCCGAUUGAACCCCAAAUACGCCGCCCCCGUAGCCUCAGUUCCCCUACUGUUACCCUGUCCACCCCCUUAGAGGUGAGAUUAUCCAGCCUGUCCUGUAGGACUUCCUUACUUUCUAUCUAUCUUCCUUCCUUCCUCUUCUUUGUUGGAGAUGAGAGCGCACCACCACCACCCUACCCGCCCUCUAGACAACAUCUCCUUUCUUUCCUCCCUUGUUCCGUCAUCUCCUUUCCUCCCGUCUAUCAUUCUCAUAUCCUUCUACCUCUCCUCUCUCUUUCAGGUUCAGCCCUUCUUCCAUCUCCUUUCCUCCCGUCUAUCAUUCUCAUAUCCUUCUACCUCUCCUCUCUCUUUCAGGUUCAGCCCUUCUUCCAUCUCCCUUCCUUCCUCUAACAUUCUCAUGUCCUUUCAACUGCCUCUGUCUCUUUCAGGUUCAGCCCUUCUUCCAUCUCCCUUCCUUCCUCUAACAUUCUCAUGUCCUUUCAACUGCCUCUGUCUCUUUCAGGUUCAGCCCUUCUUCCAUCUCCCUUCCUUCCUCUAACAUUCUCAUGUCCUUUCAACUGCCUCUGUCUCUUUCAGGUUCAGCCCCUUCUUCCAUCUCCCUUCCUUCCUCUAACAUUCUCAUGUCCUUUCAAACUGCCUCUGUCUCUUUCAGGUUCAGCCCUUCUUCCAUCUCCCUUCCUUCCUCUAACAUUCUCAUGUCCUUUCAACUGCCUCUGUCUCUUUCAGGUUCAGCCCUUCUUCCAUCUCCCUUCCUUCCUCUAACAUUCUCAUGUCCUUUCAACUGCCUCUGUCUCUUUCAGGUUCAGCCCUUCUUCCAUCUCCCUUCCUUCCUCUAACAUUCUCAUGUCCUUUCAACUGCCUGUCUCUUUCAGGUUCAGUAACACUCUGCUGCCUUGCUGCCUGCCACUGUUCUCUGCUCCUCUCUUCCCUUGACCAUUGUAAUGCUAUUUACCUCAUUUACUCCUCAUCUGCCAGUACUUUCACCACCUUCAGUUUAAUCUUAUGUUACGGUGUGAGAGCGUCUUUCAUCUGAAGAUCAUUUUGAAGCGUACAUUUAGUUUACAAACACCGCUACCUUCAGGCAAUGUCAUUCAAUUCAGUAAUCUGAAUUUCAUAAUGGAUUUCAAUGGCUGAAAUCUGACUCUGUUGAACCAUGUGAGGCAUGGCUUGGUUUAGCUGUGAUCAGGGAAACAUGUUUUCCCUUUUCUAAUCCCCUCAACAUAUGAUCUCUCCACCCAGAGUGAACUAAGGCUACAUCCCAAAUGGCAACCUAUUCCCUACAUAGUCCGUAUUGGGUUCUGGUCCAAAAGUUGGGCACUACAUAGAGAACAGGGGGACAUUUGGGACGUAGCUUAUGCAAUGAAAGCUUUUGUUUUUGUUCUCCAUGUGACACGUUUACCUGUGAUUGGUCUAGGCUUUGUGACAGUAGGGCACAGCCCAACUUUAUUGGUUACAUGAUGCAAUAAGCCAAAGUGCACUAGAUGUAAGAAGAGGGACAUAUUAUGUGGUGGACCUGACGGCUCUGAUGUGUGAUUUGAUAAACCACACAACAGGGUUCUGUUACAUCCCCUGUGUGUUAACCUCGCCCCCAGGCUAUGGGUGGAAGGAAGUGUCUUAAUUGAGCUUCCGGAAAAUAUAAUCUGGUUCCCAGAGUCCACAACCACAGACGUGACAGUCUACACAGCCCAUUGUUACAUGUAUCAACCUCAUCUAAAAGUCGCGGACGUAUGUCACAAUAGAUUGAGUGGCUCUGCUGCGUCACUGCUUUAAUAUCUGAAGCAAGCUUUAGGCUGGAAGGGAAUGGGAUGUGUGGGACAAAGCUCACCCUGUUAUCUCUGUCUGUCAUACCCUUUGUUAAGCCUUAUUGUGGCAUUGAAUCAUUUGUAUACACUUUCUGAAAAGGGAAAGCAAUAUAGAAUGGCUGAGAAUAACAUUUUAUGAUGCUUCUUAAGAGAUGACAAAUGGUGUCAUAUAUUCCCAGUUCAAUGUGUUGAUAAUACGCUUUCUGAGAACUCCGUGGCAGUGGAAUGUGUUUUUCUAAGAUUGUCUUUUUAACGAUGUCUUUUGAUUUCUGCCACCACUUGAUUGAGAAUGUUUUAUUACCCAUAUACAGUUGAAGUCGGAAGUUUACAUACACCUUAGCCAAAUACAUUUAAACUCAGUUUUUCACAAUUCCUGACAUUUAAUCCUAGUAAAAAUUCCCUGUCUUAGGUCAGUUAGGAUCACCACUUUAUUUUAAGAAUGUGAAAUGUCAGAAUAAUAGUAGAGAGAAUGAUUUAUUUCAGCUUUUAUUUAUUUCAUCACAUUCCCAGUGGGUCAGAAGUUUACAUACACUCAAUUAGUAUUUGGUAGCAUUGCCUUUAAAUUGUUUAACUUGGGUCAAAUGUUUCGGGUAGCCUUCCACAAGCUUCCCACAAUAAGUUGGGUGAAUUUUGGCCCAUUCCUCCUGACAGAGCUGGUGUAACUGAGUCAGGUUUGUAGGCCUCCUUGUUCACACACGCUUUUUCAGUUCUGCCCACAAAUUUUCUAUAGGAUUGAGGUCAGGGCUUUGUGAUGGCCACUCCAAUAUCUUGACGUUGUUGUCCUUAAGCCAUUUUGCCACAACUUUGGAAGUAUGCUUGGGGUCAUUGUCCAUUUGGAAGACCCAUUUGCGACCAAGCUUGAACUUCCUGACUGAUGUCUUGAGAUGUUGCUUCAAUAUAUCCACAUAAUUUUCCUUCCUCAUGAUGCCAUCUAUUUUGUGAAGUGCACCUGUCCCUCCUGCAGCAAAGCACCCCCACAGCAUGAUGCUGCCACCCCAGUGCUUCACGGUUGGGAUGGUGUUCUUCGGCUUGCAAGCAUACCCCUUUUUCCUCCAAACAUAACGAUGGUCAUUAUGGCCAAACAGUUGUAUUUUUGUUUCAUCAGACCAGAGGACAUUUCUCCAAAAAGUAUGAUCUUUGUCCCCAUGUGCAGUUGCAAACCGUAGUCUGGCUUUUUUUAUGGAGGUUUUGGAGCAGUGGCUUCUUGCUUGUUGAGCGACCUUUCAGGUUAUGUCGAUAUAGGACUCGUUUUACUGUGGAUAUAGAUACUUUUGUACCUGUUUCCUCCAGCAUCUUCACAAGGUCCUUUGCUGUUGUUGUGGAAUUUAUUUGCACUUUUCGCACCAAAGUACGUUAAUCUCUAGGAAACAGAACGCGUCUCCUUCCUGAGCGGUAUGAUGGCUGCGUGGUCCCAUGGUGUUUAUACUUGCGUACUAUUGUUUGUACAGAUGAACGUGGUUUGAAGUUUGAAGGUAGGCCUUGAAAUACAUCCACAGGUACACCUCCAAUUGACUCAAAUUAUGUCAAUUAGCCUAUCAGAAGCUUCUAAAGCCAUGACAUCAUUUUCUGGAUUUUUCCAAGCUGUUUAAAGGCACAGUCAAUUUAGUGUAUGUAAAUGUCUGACCCACUGGAAUUGUGAUACAAUGAAUUAUAAGUUAAAUAAUCUGUCUGUAAACAAUUGUUGGAAAAAUUACUUGUGUCAUGCACAAAGUAGAUGCCAAAACUAUAGUUUGUUACCAAGACAUUUGUGGAGUGGUUGAAAAACGAGUUUUAAUGACUCCAACCUAAGUGUAUGUAAACUUCCGACUUCAACUGUAGGUUAUAGAGGGUGCUGUAUUAGAUAUCCAGGCGGAAGGAGAGCACCAGAGCAAUGUUUCUUUGGGUCAUCUAGAAGGUGUGUCAGUGACCUGUGUUCGGGUGAUGUUGAAAUGUUACAUAAUCGUGAUUAAGUGAGGUUCGCAGCUGUUGGCCCUAUCAGGUUAACCUCUGUCAUCACUGUGUGUGUGUCGGGUUGUCUGUGCGUGUGAGCUUAGCCUUAUAUUCAGGGGAACGUUGUUGUGUUCUGAAAGAUUAUGGGCCUUUUUUUUUUUUGUGUGGUAUAAAAACCUCAGUCUAAGCUGUCUACUUGUGGAAAAAUCACCCUGAUUAACUCUUUAGUCAUAUCCCAGUUUACCUAUUUGCUUAUGGUCUUGCCUCUGUGGAGAUGGGAGAACCUUCCAGAAGGACAACCAUCUUUGCAGCACUCCACCAAUCAAGCCUUUAUGGUAGAGUGGUUAGACGGAAGCCACUCCUCAGUAAAAGGCAUGACAGCCCGCUUGGAGUUUUUUAAAAGGCACCUGAAGGACUCUCAGACCAUGAGAAACAAGAUUAUCUGGUCUGAUGAAACCAAGAUUGAACUCUUUGGCAUGAAUACCAAGCGUCACGUCUGGAGGAAACCUGGCACCAUCUCUACGGUGAAGCAUGGUGGUGGCAGCAUCAUGCUGUGGGAAUGUUUUUCAGCGGCAGGGACUGGGAGACUAGUCAGGAUAAAGGGAAAGAUGAACGGAGCAAAGUACAGAGAUCCUUGAUGAAAACCUGCUCCAGAGUGCUCAGGACCUCAGACUAGGGUGAAGGUUCACCUUCCAACAGGACAACGACCCUAAGCACACAUCCAAGACAACGCAGGAGUGGCUUCGGGACAAGUCUCUGAAUGUCCUUGAGUGGCCCAGCCAGAGCCCGGACUUGAACCCGAUCAAACAUCUCUGGAGAGACCUGAAAAUAGCUGUGCAGCGACGCUCCAAAUCCAACCUGACAGAGCUUGAGAGGAUCUGCAGAGAAGAAUGGGACAAACUCCCCAAAUACAGGUGUGCCAAGCUUGCAGGGUCAAACCCAAGAAGACUCGAGGUUGUAAUUGCUGCCAAAGAUGCUUCAACAAAGUACUGAGUAAAGGGUCUGAAUACUUAUGUAAAUGUGAUAUUUCCAUUUUAGAUUUUUUAUAAAUUUGCAAAAAUGUCUAAAAACAUGAUUUUGAUUUGUCAUUAUGGGUGUAUUGAUGAGAAAAAACUAAACAAUUUAAUCAAUUUUAGAAUAAGGCUUUAACCUAACAAAAUGAGGAAAAAGUCAAGGGGUCUGAAUACUUUCCGAAUGCACUGUACUUCCAUUCAUUUUUUCAACUGGUACCGGGGACCUUAAGAUGAGUCUUGUGAGGCUUUUGGGCGUUCUAGCAAAACAACCGACAUGUACGUGUUCGUGAGAGUCUCACCUUUCCACAGAAGGGUCAUAUUAGUGUGUAGUCCAAACUGUUCGGACGCUACAGAGAGAAGGUGGCAGAAGAGGCUGGUAAGCCCACAGUUAAUUACACUAACGGGCCUCACGUCACAUGUAUUAUGCUGCAUUACCUUAGAAACCAGGUGAUCAAGGUUGUUGGCUCAAUUAGCAGUUGGCACGGUAAUACAAUGCAAAUACAAAAUGAAAAAAGUUGUUUUAAUGGCAGCCUCCGCUCAGAGUGGGGCGGAACUGUGUCUAGAGAGGUAAACUGGUAGGAGAGUUAAUUAAAGAUUGGAAGGAAGAGGAGGGACUGGGGAGGUGUUUUUCUUAGACUGACAGAGAGAGUAGAUUGAGGUGAAGUCCUCAACUUGUCAAAGUGGUAAUUAACAUUUUUCAUAGGAGAUAACAGAAUAAUUAAGACAAUCUUUUCUCUCGUAUUAAAAGUCAGAUAUCAUCAAGGAACAGAAAGAGAAUGUGUUUUUAAGGGGAAUUUAGGUACUUGCCUAAUUAAGUUGAACAUGUUUGCUUUAAAAGUGAUUAGGAAGUUAGGAAGACUGUAGAUAUCAGAACACUAUUGUUGCUACUUGCUAGGAAUGUCCUUGGUGUGCGCACACAGGAGGUAAAGACAUCAAUAUGAGUCCUUAAUUCACAUUAUAAUCUGUCCAAUUGGGUUCUGUCCUACUCUAGGGGGCGGCCAACAACAUAGCGGUGCGUCGGGCGGUGAAGGACACCCUCUCCAACCCCCAGUCUCCCCAACCCUCCCCCUACAGCUCCCCCAAGUCAGGACACCAGUCCCAGCAGAGCUUCCUGCCCCCGGGGUGGGAGAUGAGGAUAGCACCCAACGGAAGACCCUUCUUCAUAGACCACAACAGCAGGCUCACCACAUGGGUGAGAUGAUACUGAUACUUCUAGUUCUUCUUCUCCUCCCCUUCCCCUUGGCCCUACCCCUACCCCUUCCCCUUUGCCCUACCCCUUCCCCUUGGCCCUACCCCUUCCCCUUGGCCCUACCCCUUCCCCUUCCCCUUGGCCCUACCCCUUCCCCUUGGCCCUACCCCUACCCCUUGGCCCUACCCCUACCCCUUGGACCUUCCCCUUGGCCCUACCCCUACCCCUUGGCCCUACCCCUACCCCUUGGCCCUACCCCUACCCCUUCCCCUUGGCCCUUGGCCCUACCCCUUCCCCUUGGCCCUGUUAACUGCUGCUGUCUGAUAAUAAUGCUAACCAUUUGUUUUAUGUUCUUAUGACUGUUAGUACUUUAAAUGUUUUUAUUGACCUGCCCAGGGACUAUAGAUGAACAUUAGCUGGUUGGCUAAAUCUGGCUUUUAUACAGAUUGUUGAUCAAUGCAAAUUGGCGAUGGUGAUGUUCUGCCAAGUUGGCGAACAGCCUAAAAAAUGCUUUCUGUGCAGACCCAUUUGUCUUAAUGCAAUUAUCAUCAAUUAGUCUAGUGGAGCUGCUCUGACUGUGGCGUUUUUAAAACCAAAGUGUCAGAGCCAACAGCUCUAGUCUACAGUGUACUGAAAAGCCAGGGGAUAGUCUUCUAAGGGGGCGAUGCCGACCUCUGGUGUCCAAAAGUAGUAUCAAAACAAUUCUCAAUCUCAUUUCGUCAACCCCACUCAGCAUAUGCAGUAGUUGGACCUCUUGAGAAAAAUGAAUCAAUUCGAGUGUAAUAGGAGAGAUGGUAUUGAAUGGGGUUUCUUCCAGACGAAGUGGGGAAAUUAAUUUUUGUGUGGUUAAGGAAGAUUGUGUGGAUAGUUAUCUCUCUGAAAUUAAAUGAUUGCCCCCUCCUGUGUCAAAUUGACAGCACAUUGGAUUAUUUAGAUUUUAACAUUCUGAUGGUUCUCCCUCUGUCUCUCUCUCCAUUCUCACUCACUCCUUUCUCUCUCGUUCUCUCCUUUCUCUCUCUCUCUCCGUCUCCUCUUUUCUCCUCUUUCCCCAUCAGGAGGACCCGAGGUUGAAGUAUCCAGUCCACAUGAGAACAAAGGCCUCUCUGGAACCUGGUGACCUGGGGCCUCUUCCUGUAAGUACAGUUCAUAACCUCUUAUGAACCCUUUAUAAGCCCUUCAUAAUCUUUAUAUAUCCUGAAGGACCAAGCACUCUCCAGCUCACCUUUCCUCUGCAAUAUCUUAAUGUAAAAAAAAAUGUAAACAUGAAACAAUCACAUAUCACCUUUACAGAAUGGUGUGAAAUCAUCAAUGUACAAAAUGUGCAGCAUUAAUUGUUGUUGCUUUGAAUAAUUUUCUGUUCUAAGAUUAUAACUAGGGCAGGGACGAUACCAGUAUCACCAUACUCGUUAGUAUUGGGACAAGGAAACAAAACACGAAGUGGAUAUAACUUCUUCAGAUAAACAGAGUCCCAUUACUUUAUUUUCCAAGCUGUAGCACACAAUAUUUUACAUGCAGCAGGUUUUUAAAGGACCAAAGAGUGCGAUCUGCUUCUUGUUUUCAUUUUUGCCAUGGAAAAAAUAUUGCGACACUGGUAUCGUCAGAGCCCUAAUUAAUACCUGCUGACAUAUUGCCUGGUCCUCCUUUUUGAGGUUGCUAUUGUAGAACUGCUUAAGUCAUGGCCUGGCCUGGCAAAGCUUUGGAGUGAAAGCACACUUUACCUUUUGAUUUUGAGUGUAGGAAUGAAGCAAGCCGGGCGGGCACAGUGUGAAAUGAGAGUAUUGCUGAAUUCCAAAUGUGAAUCGAUCUCUAGCAUCUACCACCGAGGAACUCUGUAGAUCUAAAGAGACUGGCUAGGUAUAACUAGGGAUGUGCAUCUUUCCCUUUCAAGAUGAUUCGAUACGUAUCUAGAUAAAUGGGCUUCGAUACGAUACAGGGAACGAUACGUUUUAGUUUGAAACAAUUCGGUUUGAUUAGAGGAACGAGUCGAUGCGAUUCGGUUCGAUGCAAUAGGAACAUUUGUUGCAUAAUCACAUUCAUUUUCCGUUCUAAAUUAAAGUCUAGUGCUUAUGGAGCUCAUGAGCUGGGCCUCUCUGAACUGGAUCUGUGUAUGUGUAAAUUAUGUACAGUUGAAGUCGGAAGUUUACAUACACUUAGGUUGGAGUCAAUAAAACUCGUUUUUUCAACCACUCCACAAAUUUCUUGUUAACAAACUAUAGUUUUGGCAAGUCAGUUAGGACAUCUACUUUGUGCAUGACACAAGUAAUUUUUCCAACAAUUGUUUACAGACAGAUUAUUUCACUUAUAAUUCACUGUAUCACAAUUCCAGUGGGUCAGAAGUUUACAUACACUAAGUUGACUGUGCCUUUAAACAGCUUGGGAAAUACCAGAAAGUGAUGUCAUGGCUUUAGAAGCUUCUGAUAAGCUAAUUGACAUCAAUUGAGUCAAUUGGAUGUGUACCUGUGAAUGUAUUUCAAGGCCUACCUUCAAACUCAGUGCCUCUUUGCUUGACACCAUGGGAAAAUCAAAAGAAAUCAGCCAAGACCUCAGAAAAAAAAUAGUAGACCUCCACAAGUCUGGUUCAUCCUUGGGAGCAAUUUCCAAACGCCUGAAGGUACCACGUUCAUCUGUACAAACAAUCGUACGCAAGUAUAAACACCAUGAGACCACGCAGCCGUCAUACCGCUCAGGAAGGAGACACAUUCUGUCUCCUAGAGAUUAACGUACUUUGGUGCAAAUCAAUCCCAGAACAACAGCAAAGGACCUUGUGAAGAUGCUGGAGGAAACAGGUACAAAAGUAUCUAUAUCCACAGUAAAAUGAGUCCUAUAUCGACAUAACCUGAAAGGCCACUCAGCAAGGAAGAAGCCACUGCUCCAAAACCGCCAUAAAAAAACCAGACUACGGUUUGCAACUGCACAUGGGGACAAAGAUCGUACAUUUGGAGAAAUGUCCUCUGGUCUGAUGAAACAAAAAUAGAACUGUUUGGCCAUAAUGACCAUUGUUAUGUUUGGAGGAAAAAGGGGGGGCUUGCAAGCCGAAGAACACCAUCCCAACCGUGAAGCACGGGGGAGGCAGCAUCAUGCUGUGGGGGUGCUUUUCUACAGGAGGCAUCAUGAGGAAGGAAAAUAAUGUGGAUAUAUAUAUAUUGAAGCAACAUCUCAAGACAUCAGUCAGGAAGUUAAAGCUUGGUCGCAAAUGGGUAUUCCAAAUGGACAAUGACCCCAAGCAUACUUCCUAAGUUGUGGCAAAAUGGCUUAAGGACAACAAAGUCAAGGUAUUGGAGUGGCCAUCACAAAGCCCUGACCUCAAUCCUAUAGAAAAUGUGUGGGCAGAACUGAAAAAGCAUGUGCGAGCAAGGAGGCCUACAAACCUGACUCAGUUACACCAGCUCUGUCAGGAGGAAUGGGCCAAAAUUCACCCAACUUAUUGUGGGAAGCAUGUGGAAUGCUACCCGACACGUUUGACCCAAGUUAAACAAUUUAAAGGCAAUGCUACCAAAUACUGAUUUGAGUGUAUGUAAACUUCUGACCCACUGGGAAUGUGAUGAAAUAAAUAAAAGCUGAAAUAAAUCAUUCUCUCUACUAUUAUUCUGACAUUUCACAUCCUAACUGACCUAAGACAGGGAAUCUUUACUAGGAUUAAAUGUCAGGAAUUGUGAAAAACUGAGUUUAAAUGUAUUUGGCUAAAGUGUAUGUAAACAUCCGACUUCAACUCUAUAUGUCUAUGGUGUAUGUAGACCAUAAGAGAAACUGGGAAUCUACCACCCCACUAUCAGUUAGGGGGGGAAACUCGGCAUCUACCACCCCACUAUCAGUUAGGGGGGGAAACUGGGAAUCUACCACCCCACUAUCAGUUAGGGGGGGAAACUGGCAUCUACCACCCCCCAUUAGGGGGAAACUGGGAAUCUACCACCCCACUAUCAGUUAGGGGGGGAAACUGGGCAUCUACCACCCCCACUAUCAGUUAGGGGGGGAAACUGGGAAUCUACCACCCCACUAUCAGUUAGGGGGGGAAACUGGGCAUCUACCACCCCACUAUCAGUUAGGGGGGGGAAACUGGGCAUCUACCACCCCACUAUCAGUUAGGGGGGGAAACUGGGAAUCUACCACCCCACUAUCAGUUAGGGGGGGAAACUGGGCAUCUACCACCCCACUAUCAGUUAGGGGGGGAAACUGGGCAUCUACCACCCCACUAUCAGUUAGGGGGGGAAACUGGGCAUCUACCACCCCACUAUCAGUUAGGGGGGGGAAACUGGGGCAUCUACCACCCCACUAUCAGUUAGGGGGGGAAACUGGGCAUCUACCACCCCACUAUCAGUUAGGGGGGAAACUGGGCAUCUACCACCCCACUAUCAGUUAGGGGGGAAACUGGGAAUCUACCACCCCACUAUCAGUUAGGGGGGGAAACUGGGAAUCUACCACCCCACUAUCAGUUAGGGGGGGGAAACUGGGAAUCUACCACCCCACUAUCAGUUAGGGGGGGAAACUGGACAUCUACCACCCCACUAUCAGUUAGGGGGAUGUUAGGGGGGGAAACUGGUCAUCUACUAUAACUUUAUAUACCCUGUAUAUCUAAAAAUGACCAUAUAUACUGAUUGUUUCAAGCAAAACUACCAAAACUAUUGCUGAUGGUGAACCUGAACAAUCCAAAUAUAAUCUAAUGUAAGCCCAGAUCAGCAUGUAUAGGCAGAUGACUGUAGUCUCUUUAGCUUUCAUUUUUAAGGCUACUUUUAUUCCGGUAAAACAAUAUUUUCAGCCAUGCAUUUGAUAAAAAAUAACCUAGCAAAUUACAUUGGUUGUCACUCAACUAAUGAAGCCUAAUUCCGCGCAGAUCAUUAUACAAACAUUUGAAUGCUGAAGGUGACGAGCAGAUGUGCCAGAUCAGGAAUAGGCCUACCUCUCGUUGGUCAGCGUGCAGUUUGACAAGGCUACUGAUACUGCCUGGGGUUGUUCUGCAAAAUGGCUUGUAGAUCAAUGACUGUCAACAUGCUUAGUUUGACACUGAAGGAGAGGACGCAGUUGUCACAAAAUAUAAGGUAUUUUCUGAAGGUUGAAAGAAAGUAAUACUUUUUUUUAAACUAAAAAGUGAACCGGCAAUUCGUAACGUUUGAGUCUAUUUCCUGACCGAUGCAUGCUACAUUUGGAUCGGUUUGGGGUACCGCAGAACGAUGCGCUCAUAUCUUGAACAUUUGAACCUGGGACCGAUGCUUAUCAGUGAAUCGUUACAUCCAUACGUAUAAGCAGGAAGGGUGUGUUCAUUAGGGCGAUAUGGGCGACGCACUGCCAAACGGGAAAAGGAAGGGAUUUUUUUUCUAAUCAAUUAUAUCACGGCAACAGUAGUUAUCAGUGUUCUAAUCUAGACGUCUGAUCUGCCACUAAAUGUCCAAUCAGGCUAAAGUCGUGCUUCAAAUGGCCCCUCCCCUUUUGGGGCGAUUUCAGUCAGGUUGAAAAUCGCCCCAGAAGUCUCUCAUAGACUCUCAUGUAAAAUCUUUUUUUUUCAAAUAUCAGAGCUUUCAAUACAAUCUCUAUGGGUUCCGGGAGGGCUUGCACUUACGCGCUUUCGUCAUACGUAACAUAACCAUGAACGUAACUAAGAAAAGAGCGGGUAGCAGCGUCAAUCAAUUCACGUACUACUGUCAAGAUGGCUAGCGUUCAGUGCAACUCGAUUGUCUCUUUGAAAGAAGUUCCUUUUUGUCGGCGAACAAAUCAAGAUAAAUUGGCAACGAAACAAUUAGGACCUCCCAGACCAAAUUUAAUAAUUCAACAGGUUUCUACUAAAGGGGGAAAGUCCUACACCCGAGGAUUUUCCAAAAAUUGGUACGAACGAAAAACCUGGCUAGCAGGCUGCGAUGUAGCUAAUGCAGUCUUCUGCUACCCCUGCUUACUCUUUCACCCUGAAGGCGGCACGGCAGACAGCACCGCUUGGACAGCGACUGGUGUAACGGACAUGCACCAUCUUUCAGAAAAGAUUAAGAAACAUGAGCUGUCAAAGACCCACAUGGAUAGCUGUUUGAGAUUGUCUGCUUUGGGGAGAGUGAACAUUGCCACUCAACUGGAUGAGGGAUACAGGCUAGCUGUCCGCCGCCACAACGAUGAGGUUAGCAAGAACCGCCACAUCCUCAGCCGGCUAAUCCAGUGUGUGAAGUUUUAUUAAGUAGCACUUUGGUCAUAUCCUACAUUCCACAAAAUGUAGUUCUAAAGAUCCACUUCAGUGUUGCCAGAUCUCGCGAGACAAAUAAGCAACCAGGCCUGUGAAAAAAAAGCCCAAAACAAGCAACUUUUUCUACGGAGCCCCCCUAGGUUCUGGGUGUAGGUCACCUAAAUCAUCAGAAAAAUUGCCCCCCCUGAGAAUUUUUUCAGGAGCCGCCACUGCGUAUAAGUAAUAGGUAUAAGCAAUUCUCACAAUUUUUGAAAACCACUUCGAGGAGGAUGCACACACUUGACAUGUAGCUACACCCCUUAUUCUUCUAAAUGAAAUGAGGCUUCCUGGCAGUAGUGGUGUUUUUGUUUUCUCUCUGUUCUCUCCAUGGCGUGGGGGGGGGACGUCUACGUCUUAUGUGCCACGCCCGUCUUACUGGCAGACCCUACCAAACCUACCAGAGGAGGUUGGUGCUGAAUGCAACCGUACAGCGCAGCCUCCCUCUGCCUGCCUUGUCUUACUGUGACUGCCUGCCCUGUGCCCCGUGCUGCAGACUCUCUCAUAACUGGCAUGAUGGUUGGAUGACUGUGUUGUCUCACCCACACCCCAUCGCUCCCCCCCUCCUCUCUCUAUGCUCGUCCCCCCAUCACCCCCUUCUCAUUCUCCAUCAGAGUCCCCAAGCCCCCACUCAGGCCCCCCAGACUGCACAAUGUUCAGUGUCUGGGAGGAUAGUGGAGGGGGUAGUGGUCCGCAGGGAGGGUAGUGGUCCCCAGGGAUGGUAGUGAAGAGGGUAGUGUUCUCCAGGGAGGGUCGUGAAGAGGGUAGUGCUCUCCAGGGAGGGUCGUGAAGAGGGUAGUGCUCCCCAGGGAGGGUCGUGAAGAAGGUAGUGCUCCCCAGGGAGGGUCGUGAAGAAGGUAGUGCUCCCCAGGGAGGUUCGUGAAGAGGGUAGUGCUCCCCAGGGAGGGUCGUGAAGAGGGUUGUGGUCCCCAGGGAGGGUCGUGGUCCCUAGGGAGGGUCGUGAAGAGGGUAGUGGUCUCCAGGGAGGGUCGUGAAGAGGGUAGUGAUCCCCAGGGAGGGUUGUGAAGAGGGUAGUGCUCUCCAGGGAGGGUGUGAAGAGGGUAAUGCUCCCCAGGGAGGGUCGUGCUCCCCAGGGAGGGUCGUGAAGAGGGUAGUGGUCCCCAGGGAGGGUAGUGGUCCCCAGGGAGGGUAGUGAAGAGGGUAGCGGUCCCCAGGGAGGGUAGUGAAGAGGGUAGCGGUCCCCAGGGAGGGUAGUGGUCCCCAGGGAGGGUAGUGAAGGGGUAGUGGUCCUCAGGGAGGGUAGUGAAGAGGGUAGCGGUCCCCAGGGAGGGUAGUGAAGAGGGUAGUGGUCCCAGGAGGAGUGUCCAGGAGGUAGUGAAGGGGUAGCGGUCCCCAGGGAGGGUAGUGAAGAGGGUAGCGGUCCCCAGGGAGGGUAGUGAAGAGGGUAGCGGUCCCCAGGGAGGGUGAAUAGGGUGCGGUCCCCAGGGAGGGUAGUGAAGGGUAGGGUCCCCUGGGGUAGCGUCCCCAGGGUAGGGUAGUUAACGAGGGUAAGCGGUCCCCAGGGAGGGUUAGUGGUCCCCAGGGAGAGUAGUGAAGAGGGUAGCGGUCCCAGGGAGGCGUAAGGUGGUCCCCAGGGAGGGUAGUGGUCCCCAGGGAGGGUAGUGAAGAGGGUAGUGGGGUCCCCCAGGGGUGGUAAGUGGAAGAGGGUAGUGGUCCCCAGGAAGAGUAGUGAAGAGGGUAGUGGUCCCCAGGGAGAUUAGUGAAGAGGGUAGUGGUCCCCAGGGAGAUUAGUGAAGGGGGUAGCGGUCCUCAAGGAGGGUAGUGAAGAGGGUAGUUGUCCACUCUAUUCUGGUGUGCUGCAUGAUGUGAGUGACCUCCCCUUUAUUUUCCCAGUCUCCACCAUAUGAAGCGAAGGUAAUGGUAUGGUGGUCUUCCUCCUGAUACACCGCCGUCUCUCUACCCGACUGAGACUGGGACAGGGUCAGACUGAAGCUAGUGGACUAAUCUAAUCUCACCCCUGGCCCGCUCUGUCCCACAGUCCCACUGACAGUCAGUGUGUUUGUGGCUCGCUGUGUCACUGUGGUCACUGUGUCGAUGGUGGUGUACUGUACUGGUCUGGAUUGUCACUGUAUCGAUGGUGUACUGGUCUGGAUGGAUGUGCUGGUAUUACCAGGUGUCACUCCUUCCCUGCUGUCUGUCAUCCCCCGUCUGUCUGAGUCAGUUACUCACUGUGCUCUCUCCUCUCUAGCCUGGCUGGGAGGAACGGGUGCAUGCAGACGGCAGGACCUUCUACAUCGACCACAGUAAGUUCUAGUGCUCUCCCUUUCUUCUGUGUUAACGUAUUGAUUGUUUUCUAUCUCUUUCUCUUGGAUACUUGAAGAAUUUCUCUCUCCCCCUCUCAAACAGUCAGACAGUGUCUCUCUCUCUCUUUUUCCGCCAUUGAAGUCCCCGGGAUCACUACCAUCCCUGUGGACCACUAUCCUCUUCACUAACCUCCCUAAGCGUUUUUUCGGGUCGCCUAAGUCCAAAAAGUGUAAAAAUUAAUAAGAAUACACUCAUCAGCCAGUUUAUUACGUACACCACCCCGUUCACGAAAAUGUAUCGCUCCUACAGACAUUUAGUCACGUGGCCGGCAGACAGGCAUCGAGGCUUUCAGUUACUGUUUGAUUUAACGUUAGAAUGGGUAAAACGAGUGACCUGAGCAACUUUGAGCAUGGUAUGAUCGUCGGUGCCAGGCGUGCCACAUCCAGGAUCACAGAAACGGACGUUAGUGUUUAGGGUUUACUGAGAAUAAUGCGACAAUCAAAAUGCAUCCAGUCAGCGGCAGUCCUGUGGGCAAAACGUUUCCGACACCUUUUAGAAUGCCCCAAAGAAUUCAGGCUGUUCUGGAAGCAAAGGGGGGUCCAACCCGGUGCUAGAUGGGUGUACCUAAUAAUAAACUGGGUGGUGAGUAUAUACAGUGCAUUCGGAAAGUAUUCAGACCCCUUGACUUUUUCCACAUUUUGUUACGUUGCAGCCUUACUCUAAAAUGGAUUAAAUAAAUGUUUGUCCUCAUCAAUCUGCACACAAUACCCCAUAAUGACAAAGUCAAAACAGGUUUGUAGAAAUGUCUGCACACUUAUUAAAGACCCUUUGCUAUGAGACUCGAAAUUGAGCUCAGGUGCUUCCUGUUUCAGUUGAUCAUCCUUGGAUGUUUCUACAACUUCAUUGGAGUCCACCUUUGGUAAAUGCAAUUGAUUGGACAUGAGAAACAAGAUUCUCUGGUCUGAUGAAACCGAGAUUGAGCUCUUUGGCCUGAAUGCCAGGCGUCACGUCAGGAGGAAACCUGGCACCAUCCCUACGGUGAAGCAUGGUGGUGGCAGCAUCAUGCUGUGGGGAUGUUUUUCAGCGGCAGGGACGGAGCAAAGUGCAGAGAGAUCCUUGAUAAAAACCUGCUCCAGAGCGCUCAGGACCUCAGACUGGGGCGAAGGUUCACCUUCCAACAGGACAACGACCCUAAUCACUCAGCCAAGACAAUGCAGGUGUGGCUUCGGGACAGGUCUCUGAGUGGCGCACUCAUGGGCGGCGCACAAUUGGCCCAGCGUCGUCCAGGGUAGGGGAGGGAAUGGCCGGCAGGGAUGUAGCUCAGUUGAUAGAGCAUGGCGUUUGCAACGCCAGGGUUGUGGGUUCGAUUCCCACGGGGGGCCAGUAUAAAAAAAUAAAAUAAAAUAAAUGUAUUCACUAACUGUAAGUCGCUCUGGAUAAGAGCGUCUGCUAAAUGACUAAAAUGUAAAAUGUAAAUGUAUAUUUCAGGUUUUAAUUUUUAAUACAUUUGCAAAAAUGUCAAAAAAACUGGUUUUUGCUUUGUCAUUCUGGGGUAUUGUGUGUAGAUUGAUGAGGGGAAAAAAGCAAUUUAAUCAAUUUUAGAAAAGGCGUUUCACCGGGAUGCUGGCCCAUGUUGACUCCAAUGCUUCCCACAGUUGUGUCAAGUUGGCUGGAUGUCCUUUGGGUGGUGGACCAUUCUUGAUACACAAUGUAUGUGGUCCUCUGUAGCUCAAUUGGUAGAGCAUGGCGCUUGUAACGCCAGGGUAGUGGGUUCGAUCCCCGGGACCACCCAUACGUAAAUAUUUAUGCACACAUGACUGUAAGUCGCGUUGGAUAAAAGCGUCUGCUAAAUGGCAUGUUAUUAUUAUUAUUAUUACAAGGGAAACUGUUAAGCGUGAAAAACCCAGCAGCGCUGCAGUUCUUGACACACUCAAACCGGUGCACCUGGCACCUACUACCAUACCCUGUUCAAAGGCACUUAAAUCUUUUGUCUUGCCCAUUCACCCUCUGAAUGGCACACAUACACAAUCCAUGUCUCAAUUGUUUCAAGGCUUAGAAAUCCUUAUUUAACCUGUCUCCUCCCCCUUCAUCUACACUGAUUGAAGUGGAUUUAACAAGUUACAUCAAUAAGGGAUCAUAGCUUUCACCUGGAUUCACCUGGUCAGUCUGUCAUGGAAAGAGCAGGUUCUUAAUGUUUUGUAUACUAUAUAUAUAUAUAUAUAUAUACACACACAAAUGUAUUAGUUUUCAGGAUGGAAAAACGUUUUCAGUGUAAUCUUAAACUGCUAAAACCAGAUAAAAAUGUUCUAUAAAAGAUAAUGGACCUUUUUAUAUUUUUUAAUAAUCUAAUCUUUGAGAACUAACAAUGACCAAAAUAAAAGUGAGGGAGAAUCGAAAAUUCCCAAAACAAUUAAUUUAGCUGUAUUGAUUUUGUUAUGUUUGAGAAAAAGAACACAGCAUUCGCCAUGGCAAAAUGCAUAGAAUUGCAGGAAAUUUGCUUUAAAACUGCUAAAUGUUCUCUCAGCUCCAUGGCAAGAUGUGUAGAAUUGCAGGAAAUUGGCUUAAAAAAUGUCUCUACACCACCAACAUGGGGGCCUCUACAAUCUUCCCAUUGCCACACCCCGCCACGCCCCCUGCCACGCCCACCACCUAAACCCCUUCCUCAUCCAGAAAGAACCUGGAGAGCUAGUCUCUCUCUCUCUCCGUCUGUCCUGGGUAUCACUGUAGAGCUAGUCUCUCUCUCUCUCUCUCUCCGUCUGUCCUGGGUAUCACUGUAGAGCUAGUCUGUCUGUCUGUCUCUCUCCAUCUGUCUGAAUGUUGUCCUCAUAGAUCAGUACCUCUGAAUCUUUACGUAUCAGGUUACCUGCAUUCAUUAUUCAAUGCUUCACAGUGUGCUCAAUUUAACAAGCAGGAUGUCUGCAAUCAGCGUUCAGUGUUGUGGCUGACUGACUCAUUGAGUGAGUGAUGGAAUGGAUUUCACUGACUCACAAAUGACACUAAAUAAUUUGAAGAUUUUGUUUCUGCUACUGCUUUGUCAUGGUAUAUUACAGUAUACAUAUAACCAUAUUCCUGACUGUUAUUUUGUCACCUUCAGACACCAAAGCCACUCAAUGGGAGGAUCCUCGUCUACAGAGCCCCGCUAUCACAGGGCCUGUGAGUAUCUCUGGUUUACUACGAAGCAAAGAUAUUGUCACCCAUAGAGGUCCUAUUAAAUUACUAGAGGGGCUAUGUCCAUUGUCUCACGUCAGAUAGUGUGACGCCGUCUGCACUGAUCUGUCUAACUCGCAAACACUCAUGGCAUAGCUAAAAAGACUACAAUAUGCUGGCCUAACAUUAGAAAAUGUUACCAAGGUGACAUCGUCCACUGAACCCCCUGUCAUCGUCAAAGAGUCAGGUUAACUACCAAAAAAAAAGAUAAACCUGUAGCUACAUUGACAGGGGUUUUCAUGAGCCCUACCUUAUUCUACGUCUAGCUUAGGCGUUUUGUGGUGGUAGAAUCAGUAGUUAUGAAAUCAAAGUCACAAAUUGCUAGCUGUUAUGCUUGUUGAACCAGUCUCAAAUCUAUCCAAAUUAAACAAAAGGCAGGGAUGCUACCAUCGCCAGUUCAUUCAAGCUUCUUGAAUAUACGCCUAAUCAAAUCCAAUCAAAUUAAUUUGCCACAUGCGCCGAAUACACAGGUGUUGACAUUACCGUGAAAUGCUAUUACAGCCCGUUAACCAACAACCAUUUUUUUUAUAAAAAAGUAAAUAAAACCAACAACAAAAGUGUUGAGAAAAAAAGCAGAAGUAAAAUAAAAUAACAGUAGGGAGGCUAUAUAUACAGGGGGGUACCGGUGCAGAGUCAAUGUGCGGGGGCACCGGCUAGUUGAGGUAAUAUGUACAUGUGGGUAGAGUUAAAGUGACUAUGCAUAAAUAAUUAACAGAGUAGCAGCAGCGUAAAAAGAUGGGGUGGGGGGGGCAGAGCAAAUAGUCCGGGUAGCCAUGAUUAGCUGUUAAGGAGUCUUAUGGCUUGGGGGUAGAAGCUGUUGAGAAGCCUUUUGGACCUAGACUUGGCACUCUGGUACCGCCUAUGACUAGGGUUGUCUUUGACAAUUUUGAGGGCCUUCCUCUGACAACGCCUGGUAUAGUGGUCCUUGAUGGCAGGGAGCUUGGCCCCAGGGUUGUACUGGGCCGUACGCACUACCCUCUGUAGUGCUUUGCGGUCGGAGGCCGAGCAGUUGCCAUACCAGGCGGUGAUGCAACCAGUCAGGAUGCUCUCAGGUGGUGCAGCUGUAGAACCUUUUGAGGAUCUGAGGACCCAUGCAAAAUCUUUUCAGUCUCCUGAGGGGGAAUAGGCUUUGUCGUGACCUCUUCACGACUGUCUUGGUGUGUUUGGACCAUGAUAGUUCGUUGGUGAUGUGGACACCAAGGAACUUGAAGCUCUUAACCUGUUCCACUACAGCCCCGUCGAUGAGAAUGGGGGCGUGCUCAGUCCUCUUUUUUUUCCCUGUAGUCCACAAUCAUCUCCUUUGUCUUGGUCACGUUGAGGGAGAGGUUGUUGUCCUGGCACCACACGGCUAGGCCUCUGACCUCCUCCCUAUAGGCUGUCUCAUCGUUGUCGGUGAUCAGGCCUACCACUGUUGGAGUCGUGCCUGGCCAUGCAGUCAUGGGUGAACAGGGAGUACAGGAGGGGACUGAGCACGCACCCCUGAGGGCCCCCCGUGUUGAGGAUCAGCGUGACAGAUGUGUUGUUACAUUUACAUUUUACAUUUUAGUCAUUUAGCAGACGCUCUUAUCCAGAGCGACUUACAGUUAGUGAGUGCAUACAUUUUCAUACUGGCCCCCCGUGGGAAGCUGUACCUACCCUUUCCACCUGGGGGCGGCCCGUCAGGAAGUCCAGGAUCCUUAGCUUAGUGAUGAGCUUUGAGGGCACUAUGAUGUUGAACGCUGAGCUGUAGUCAAUGAAUAGCAUUCUCACGUAGGUGUUCCUCUUGUCCAGGUGGGAAAGGGCAGUGUGGAGUGCAAUAGAGAUUGCAUCAUCUGUGGAUCUGUUGGGGCGGUAUGCAAAUUGGAGUGGGUCUAGGGUUUCUGGGAUAAUGGUGUUGAUGUGAGCCAUGACCAGCCUUUCAAAGCACUUCAUGGCUACAGACGUCAGUGCUACGGAUCGGUAGUCAUUUAGGCAGGUUAUCUUAGUGUCCUUGGGCACGGGGACUAUGGUGGUCUGCUUGAAACAUGUUGGUAUUACAGACUCAUUCAGGGACAUGUUGAAAAUGUCGGUGAAGACACUUGCCAGUUGGUCAGCACAUGCUCAGAGUACACGUCCUGGUAAUCCGUCUGGCCCUGCGGCCUUGUGAAUGUUGACCUGCUUAAAAGUCUUACUCACAUCGGCGACGGAGAGCGUGAUCACAUAGUCAUCCGGAACAGCUGGUGCUCUCAUGCAUGCUUCAGUGUUGCUUGCCUCGAAGCGAGCAUAGAAGUGGUUUUGCUCGUCUGGUAGGCUUGUGUCACUGGGCAGCUCGCGGCUGUGCUUCCCUUUGUAGUCUGUAAUAGUUUUCAAGCCCUGCCACAUCCGACGAGCAUCAGAGCCGGUGUAGUACGAUUCAAUCUUAGUCCUGUAUUGACUCUUUGCCUGUUUGAUGGUUCGUCGGAGGGCAUAGCGGGAUUUCUUAUAAGCGUCCGGGUUAGAGUCCCGCUCCUUGAAAGCGGCAGCUCUACCCUUUAGCUCAGUGUGGAUGUUGCCUGUAAUCCAUGGCUUCUGGUUGGGGUAUGUACGUACGGUCACUGUGGGGACGACGUCAUCGAUGCACUUAUUGAUGAAGCCAGUGACUGAUGUGGUGUACUCCUCAAUGCUAUCUGAAGAAUCCCGGAACAUGUUCCAGUCUGUGCUAGCAAAACAGUCCUGUUGCUUAGCAUCUGCGUCACCUGACCACUUUUUUAUUAACCGAGUCACUGGUGCUUCCUGCUUUAGUUUUUGCUUAUAAGCAGGAAUCAGGAUGAUAGAGUUAUGGUCAGAUUUGCCAAAUGGAGGACGAGGGAGAGCUUUGUAUGCGUCUCUGUGUGUGGAGUAAAGGUGGUCUAGAGUGUUUUUUCCUCUUGUUGCACAUUUAACAUGCUGGUAGAAAUUAGGUAGAACGGAUUUAAGUCCCCCUGCAUUAAAGUCCCCGGCCACUAGGAGCGCUGCCUCUGGGUGAGCGUUUUCCUGUUUAGUUAUGGCCUUAUACAGCUCAUUGAGUGCAAUCUUAAUGCCAGCAUUGGUUUGUGGUGGUAAAUAGACAGCUAUGAAAAAUAUAGAUGAAAACUCUCUUGGUAAAUAGUGUGGUCUACAGCUUAUCAUAAGAUACUCUACCUCAGGCGAGCAAAACCUCAAGACUUCCUUAGUAUUUGAUUUUGUGCACCAGCUGUUGUUUACAAAUGUACACAGACCGCCACCCCUUGUCUUACCGGAGUCAGCCGUUCUAUCCUGCCGAUGUAGCGUAUAGCCCGCUAGCUGUAUGUUGUCCAUGUUGUCGUUCAGUCACAACUCAGUGAAACUUAAGAUAUUACAGUUUUUAAUGUCCCGUUGGUAGGAUAACCGUACUCUUAGGUCAUCUAAUUUAUUUUCCAGUGAUUGAAGAUUGGCUAAUAGCUAGCUAGCUAGUGUUGUGAAUUUCUAGCUAAUGCACAAAUGGGUUUUCAUGAUAUCUGUUCUGCUGUGAUUAGUGCGCCGAGUUCUACAGCUCAACUGACUGCUCUCUGUGACGUCAUCACGUUGGCCAAAUGUUGCAAAGCAGCGAGGCUGAUUUCUGAGAACAGUCCCAUAACUUUGGUGCCGUACAACUUCAUCAACAAGCUGGCAAACUAGCUACCGUAUGGCCAUUCAAACAAGCUUGCAUUAGGCUGCUAGCUGGAGCAAGUUUGCUCAGCUGAUCGAGCAUGGUUUGCCAUAGUAGCCAGUGCGUCAAAACUACCGUGAGCGGAAUGAUUUUCAGAAUUAGGAACUAGUGUUAGGCGGAUAAGCAAAAUCUAGCUUUUUUUGAUUCCAUGUCCUACAAGACCGAUCGGUUGAGUAACGAGCAUCGUGUAGGAGUGAUGCCCUCUGACGUAAGACAAUGGGGCUAUGUCAUAAACCCUCAAAAUUCCAGAAUGGAGUGAAAAUGGCAGCCAUAUUGGUCAGGUAGAAAUCCAAACCAGUCUAAUUGGAAUGAAUGGCAGUAGAGGCUUAAUCCUGUAAAAGGAAGACGUGUGAUAUCAGAAAUGGUGUAAUAUAAUUAUUGUCAACCUAAAAUAUUGUCAUAUAAUUAUAAAUACAGUUUAUACAGGUUUAAACCAAUUUUCUGAAUAAAUAGCCUCUAAAAUAUAUGUAAACGUUUACAACUUGUCUAAGUCCUAUCAUCAACUCAUUUCAGACAGUGUAUGGCAGUGGAUUGACUGCGUUGUUUAUAUGGAAUGUUAGCAUAUUAGCUAACAAACUAAUAGUGCAGAUAAAUUCAUUUUAUAAUAUCUCAUCAAAGCACUGGCAAACCGUGUUUGUCCAACUCCCUGACCAAAAUGGCUGAACUUUAUUCCAUCAUAAGAAGGUUAAUGUCCAUUCUAAUAUUCUAAUUCCUAAUUUUAUGCUGUCACCAUCAUAUACAGUAUUGUACAUGGCAAAGGUUUUUACAACCAAGAUAAGCCACUCUUUCUCUCUAUAGCAUAGACGGGGCCUGUGAGUAUGGGUGGUUUUCUAUGAGCCAAAUAUACUGUUACCGUCAUAUACAGUAUUGUGGUUUAACAGAAGGCAAAGAUACUGUUACCAUCAUGAUGCUGUAUGGGGUAUUGCACAUUACAAAGAUACUCUCUUUCAUGACCAAGAUAAGCCACUCUCUCUCUAUAGAAUAGACCGUUAUAUUGACUGACUGCCACUUGUUUGUUCCAUUGCAGGCUGUGCCAUACUCCAGAGAAUUCAAACAGAAAUAUGAUUACUUCAGAAAGAAGUUGAAGAAACCGGUAAGAAAUGUUACGUUGCUGCUCAACAUCUUAGUGCUUUGCAAAAGUAUUCCGGCCCCUUGGAUUGUUAAAAAUGUAUUGUUUUACAAAGUGGGAUUAAAUUUGAUUUAAUUGUAAUUUUUUUUGUCAUCAAUCUACAAAAAAUACUCUAACGUCAAAGUGGAAGAAAAAGUAUAUAUAGAUAAAGAUAAAUUAAAAAUGUAUAACUAAAAUGUAGUUGUUGCAUAAGUAUUCAGCUCCUUUGUUUAGGCAAUCCUAAAUUAGUUCAGGAGUAAAAUGUGGCUUAACAAAUCCCAUAAAUUACGUGAUCUCAGUCUGUGUGAAAUAAUAGGGGUUAACAUGACGUUUGAAUGACUAAUCCUUCCUCUGUCCUCCAUACAUACAACAUCUGUAAGGUCAAUCAGUCAAGUAUUGAAUUUCAAGCACCGAUUGAACUACAAAGACCAGGGAGCUUUUCAAAAGCCUCAUAAAGAAGGGCAGUGAUUGGUAGAUGGGUAACAAUAACAAAUCAGACAUUGAAUAUCUCUUUAAGCAUGGUCAAGUUAAAAAUUAUGCUGUGGAUUAUAUAUUAAACCACCCAGACACAUCAAAGAUACAGUCGUCCUUCUGAACUGAGCUGCAGGACAGGAAUGAAACUGCUCAGGGAUGUUACCAUGAGGGCAUUGUUUAUUUUAGAACAGCUACAUAGUUCAAUGUCUGUGACGGUAGAAAACUGAGGAUGGAUCAACAACAUUUGUAGUGACUCCACAAUAAUGAUCUAAAUGAAAAGAAGAAUAUAAAUAUACACAAUACUUGCAUCUUGUAUGCAACAAGGCAAAAAAACACGAAGGAAUACACUUUUUGGCCUAAAUGCAAAGCCUAAUGUUUGAGCCAAAUCCAACAUAAGACAUCACUGAGUGACUGCCUCCUUAUUUUCAAGCAUGGUGGUGGUGGCUGCAUCAUGGUAUGGGUAUGUUUAACAUCGGCAAAGACUUGUUCAGGGUAAAAAUAAAUUGGAUAGAGCUAAGCACAGGCAAAAUCCUAGAGGAAAACCUGCUUCAGUCUGCAUUACACCAGAGACUGGAGAGGAAUUCACCUUUCAGCAGGACAAUAACCUACAGCACAAGGCCAAACCUACACUGGAGUUGCUUACCAAGAAGACAGUGAAUGUUCCUGAGUGGCCAAAUUACAGUUUUGACUUAAAUCUGCUUGAAAAUCUAUGACAAGACUUACUAUCUAGCCGUGAUCCCCACCAUCUUGACAGAGCUUGAAGAUUAAAAAAUAAAAUAAUAGGCAAAUAUUGGACAAUCCAGGUGUACACAGCUCUUAUUGACUUACCCAGAAAGACUCUCCGCUGUAAUUGCUGCCAAAGGUGAUUAUAACGUGUAUUGACUCAAGGAGCUGAAUACUUAUGCAACGACUAUGUUUUGGUUAUUUAAUUUCUAUUAAUCAAUUUUUUUAAAUGUUAGAAUCUUUCUUCCACUUAGACAUUACAGAAUAUUUUGUGUAGAUUGUUGACAAAAAAAUGACAAUUAAAUCAAUUUUAAUCCCACUUUGUAACGCAAUAAAAUGUGAAGAAAUCCAAGAGGUCUGAAUACUUUUGCAAUGCUCUGUAUAUGAAAUAUCCUUCAACACCCUUCAUUUUGAGCAACGCUGUGAAUUAAUUCUUAAUUAAUUCACUGUAAAUAAAGUGUCAAAUGGGGCACGUUGUUUUAUAUUCAGUGCAAAACCACUUUAUCAUACCUCACCCAUCCUAAUUAGCAUUGAUCUAAAGAUACAUCUGUCUUCUUGUUUCUCUCUGUGUGUUCCCUGGUUAGAACCACUGUUUGUGUAUGAACAACCAUCCAUCCCCUGUACAUAUAAAUAAUACUUAAGUGAAGUCAAUUUAAAUAAACUGUCUAACUCCUUUUUAGAGUAGACCUGUAUUUUUGUGUGUAUUCCCUUUAGGAACACUGGAUGAGCGGAUGAUAUAUUUGAUUCUAUUGUAUCCCCAGGCGGACAUCCCUAACAGGUUUGAGAUGAAGCUGCACAGGACCAACAUCUUUGAGGAGUCGUACCGCCGCAUCAUGUCUCUGAAGAGACCAGACAUCCUGAAGGCCCGCCUCUGGAUCGAGUUUGAGUCAGAGAAGGGGCUGGACUACGGAGGUGUGGCCAGGGAGUGGUUCUUCCUGUUGUCUAAAGAGAUGUUCAACCCAUACUAUGGACUCUUCGAAUAUUCAGCCACGUAUGUACUGUCUCUAUCAUUGACCACCAGUUAUAGAAACCUACAGAAGUACAAAUGAAAAUGUGCACAUUUCUUGUUUGUCGGUGCAGUUUGGUAAUGGCAGCUGAGGAAGAUACAAAUUCUGUGGUGUGCAGAGCACUUUGCUGCUGUGCUUCUCAACCUUUUCCAUUCCAUGGACCACAAAAUCAUAAUGAAAAGCUCUUGAGGACCACCAUUUUGCGGAGUCACAGAUUAUUAUUUUUUAUACGUAAAAUAUCUUGGCAGUCAAAUUUUGUCCAUUUUAGCAGUGAAUGUAACAAAUGAAAGGCCUAUUAUUAUUUACAGUUAGCAUUGUGAAAAAUAAUGUACAAUUGCUUAUAAUACCAUUAAUACUCCCAACUGUUAUUAAUUUUGGAAGAAAAAUAAGAAAUCAAUUAAAUAAAUACGUGCUGUACCCUCGCGGACAACAGGUCUAUUUUCUAAAAACGCAGCGAGAAAUUCUAGAGAUUGUCAUGAAAAGACACACAGACAAUUUCCUCUAGGUUUUAUGGUCUGCCUUUUCCUCUCAUUCACUCUGGCUUCCUGAAAACCAAUGCUUUCCACACAAUAACAGAACAUAGACUAUUUCCAGCCUUACAGUCAGGGACAUUUGACCCAAAAGGGAAGUUUGCACAUUCCUGUUUCUUUCUCCAUUGACUUUUCUGACCAUCUCCCAAACAACUCUUAAUCCUGGCCUUAGGAAGUGACUUCUGUCCUAGCAUGUAAGCAUUGAUUUGAUUGGUUAGAUUAGAUACCAGGGCCUAAAAUUAACACCCUCCACCUGUCAAAUGCGGGUAGAUUUUGCCAUUGGCGGGUAAGAUGUCUAUUUCACCAGCCACGUGGCGGGUGGUCAGGGCUCCACAGUGCAAGCAUUUCACUUGCGUCAGCGAAUAAAAAUGUAGUUAGAAGUAUGAGCUGAUUUAUAGCAAAAUAAAUGCUGCAGUAGCUGUUUUCAAGGUGUUUCUGUCAAUUUGUUUCAUAGCUGGUAGCUAGUCACACACAGAACUAGCUACGAGUCCUAUAAUAUACGUUAGCCUGCCUGGCUGGGGAGCUGUGAUUCAAGUUCUGGAGAUACAUCUUUAGAUGCGCUGCACACAGGCGUUAAAGUUGAUCUCAUUUAUUUAAGUCUACUGAAGUGAGACUUUGUCCUCGUGUUUCUUGGCAAUUUACAUUGUUUUGUUCACAAGUUUGGUUGUUUUUCAAUGUUUGAGUUUGCUUCUACUGCUAGCAAAGACAUAUCGGCUGACGGCUACUGGUCAGAUUCUCUAUCUCACAUGCACACUGUCACUGACGGCUACUGGUCAGAUUCUCUAUCUCACAUGCACACUGUCACUGACGGCUACUGGUCAGAUACUCUAUCUCACAUGCACACUGUCACUGACGGCUACUGGUCAGAUUCUCUAUCUCACAUGCACACUGGCACUGACGACUCGAGUGCCCUUUUUGCCACGGUAACCUCCCGCCCUUAAAUGGGCAGCUGUCAUCUGUGAUAUUUUAGUUAAAAGACUUGGGUCGCAAAAAAUUUAAAUAGAGUAAUAUACCACAACUUACUAGUAAUACAUUUAUUAUUUUAGAAACAUUACAAUGCAUGUUCAUCCGGAGUUGUUUUUGUUUUUAGUGUAAUAAUGGUGCAAAACAAUUGGGCUGGUAAAAAAUCUGAGUGGCUGGUGGACCAAAAAGUCAGUUUCAGGCCCUGUUAGAUCAACUUUAUUGUCCCACAUGUGGAAAUGAGUUUGGUCAUGUGUGCCACAUUUCGUAUCUGACCCCUAACCUCUGUCUGUUGUCUCUGCAGAGAUAACUACACACUACAGAUCAACCCUAACUCUGGGCUGUGUAACGAGGACCACCUCUCAUACUUCAAGUUCAUUGGUCGGGUGGCAGGGAUGGCAGUGUUCCAUGGGAAGCUAUUGGACGGUAAGAUGAGCUUCUCUUGUAUAUCAGAAGCUCUGGUAUUUAUGCAACAUUAUUUUACAACCAUCACAAGACCGUAGACAAUAGAAUAGGUCUUUGAUUGUCAGUUUGGUGAGUUUUAUCUUUUGACCCCAGGUCUGAUUGAACGUUGUCUUGUCUCCUCUCUUCAGGCUUCUUCAUCAGACCGUUCUACAAGAUGAUGCUUGGGAAACAGAUCACACUGAAAGACAUGGAGUCAGUGGUGAGGCCCUUUAAAAGUAAAGAUACCUUAAUAGAAAAUGACUCAAAUAAAAGUCACCCAGUAAAAUACUACUUAAGUAAAAGUCUAAAAGUAUUUGGUUUGAAAUAUACUUAAGUAUCAAAAGUAAAUGUAAUUGCUAAAAUAUACGUAAGUAUCAAAAGUAUAAAUCAUUUUCAAAUUCUUUCUAUUAAGCAAACCAGACGGCAUGAUUUGUCUUGUUUUUUUUUAAUUGACGGAUAGCCAUGGGCACACUCCAACACUCAGACAUCAUUUACUCCAACACUCAGACACCAUUUACUCCAACACUCAGACACCAUUUACUCCAACACUCAGACACCAUUUACUCCAACACUCAGACAUCAUUUACUCCAACACUCAGACACCAUUUACUCCAACCACUCAGAACACCAUUUUACUCCAACACUCAGGACACCCAUGUACUACCAACACUCAGACACCAUUUACUCCCAAACACUCAGACACACACCAUUUACUCCAACACUCAGACACCAUUUACUCCAACACAACUCAUUUACUACCAACAUCAGCCAUCAUUUACUCCAACACUCAGACAUCGUUUACUCCAACACUCAGACAUCAUUUACUCCAACACUCAGACAUCAUUUACUCCAACACUCAGACAUCAUUUACUCCAACACUCAGACAUCAUUUACUCCAACACUCAGACAUCAUUUACUCCAACUCUCAGACAUCAUUUACUCCAACACUCAGACAUCAUUUACAAACGAAGCAUGUAAAUUUAGUGAGCCUGCCAGAUCAGAGGCUGUAGGGAUGACCAGUGAUGUUCUCUUGAUAUGUGCAUGAAUUAGACCAUUUUCCUGUCCUGCUAAACAUUCAAAAUGUAACGAGUACUUUUGGGUGUCAGGGAAAAUUUAUGGAGUAAAAAGUACAUUAUUUUCUUUAGGAAUGUAGUGAAGUAAAAGUAGUCAAAAACAUAAAUAGUAAAGUAAAGUACAGAUACCCCAAAAAAACUACUUAAGUAGUACUUGAAAGUAUUUUUACUUAUGUACUUUACACCACUGAAGGAGUUAGGAGAUUAAAAAGUGUCUAGCCAGAAACAACAGCUUCAGAAGCAUACAAAUUGAGUGGGGUCAGACUUUAAUCUAGAAGGUAGUUUGACGCACACACACACACGCACACACACGCACACACGCACGCACGCACGCACGCACGCACGCACGCACGCACGCACGCACGCACGCACGCACGCACGCACGCACGCACACACACACACACACACACACACACACACACACACACACACACACACACACACACACACACACACACACACACACACACACACACACACACACACACACACACACACACACACACACACACACACACACAAUAUGUCAUGUCUUUGUUUCCCCACCACUUUGACCUUGUAGGACAGUGAAUACUACAACUCUCUGAAGUGGAUCCUGGAGAAUGAUCCUACUGAGCUAGAUCUGCGGUUCUGUAUCGAUGAGGAUAACUUUGGACAGACGUACCAGGUGGAUCUGAAACCCAGUGGUGGUGAUAUGGUGGUCACCAACCACAACAAAAUGGAAUACAUCGAGUAAGUUGACCUUUCGUCUUGAAUCACGCACAUUAUUUUUGAUUAUGUAACGGACUUCCCUUGGGGUAUUGUAAUAAUCUGAUUCAAGAAUCAAUAUUCAAGUUUAUUUGUCAUUUGUCGGUAUUAACCCUUUACACUCGUACCUGUAUAUGGGUUGAAAAUUGCAUAUUUGGGCACUGAUAAGCACCUAAAUUGGAACGCAAUGGCUGUACAGUAACAUGCUAUACAUGAGGUCAGAGCUCAGUGGCUGUACAGUAACAUGCUAUACAUGACGUCAGAGCUCAGUGGCUGUACAGUAACAUGCUAUAAAUGACGUCCGAGCUCAGUGGCUGUACAGUAACAUGCUAUACAUGACGUCAGAGCUCAGUGGCUGUACAGUAACAUGCUAUACAUGACGUCCGAGCUCAGUGGCUGUACAGUAACAUGCUAUACAUGACGUCAGAGCUCAGUGGCUGUACAGAAACAUGCUAUACAUGACGUCAGAGCUCAGUGGCUGUACAGUAACAUGCUAUAAAUGACGUCAGAGCUCAGUGGCUGUACAUAAACAUGCUAUACAUAACGUCAGAGCUCAGUGGCUGUACAGUAACAUGCUAUACAUAACGUCAGAGCUCUGGCUCAACGCUUCAUUGCUGUAUUGGUUUUGGCUGACAGCCGUUCUGAAAUUGAGCACGACAAGAAGUAGCCCCCAUCCCUCCCGCUAAUUGGGCAACUUUUGCGAAUGUUUUGUUGUCUGAUUGAGGGAAUUGCUGUAAAUUUAAGAGGACUCAAUGUAUUUUGAAAGAUGAGACGUUGAGGAUUUACAUGCAAGCCAAACACCCGUGAGUCCAAAUUUGCAUUUCACAUUUCCAUGUAAUAUGCAGUGUCAACGUUUAUGAUCACUAUGUUUGAUAUACAGUUACAAGAUGACAUGGCGUCAUACCCUUGGUUGUUCUGAACAGAAUUAAUCGCAGAGGAACACACACCUGAAUACACGCAUGACUGAGUCCUUUCUAUACGCACCAAAAUGAUGAUCUGUUUCUCUGAAUUGCCCUGUGAAAGCCUAACACUGUAAGAUCGUAUUUUACAAUUUAGCGUGUCAUGUUGGCAAUAGAACACGUUUUCAAAUGAUGCCCAUCUGACACAGAUUGCGAUUUAUAAUUGGCCAUUUUUCGAUUGCGUAAACAGCAGAUGUGAAUCAGAUGUUAUUGGUUGCAUACACGUGUUUAGCAGAUGUUAUUGCGGGUGUAGCUAAAUGCUUGUAGCUAAAUAAUUGUUUGAUGGCGGGAUGCAGGGUUGUGUUCCAAACAAACUAUAUAGUGCCUUCGGAAAGUAUUCAGACCCCUUGACUUUUUCCACAUUUUUUUACUUUACAGCCUUAUUCUAAAAUUGAUUGAAUUGUUUUUUUCCCUCAUCAAUCUACACACAAUAUCCCAUAUUGACAAAGCAAAAACCGGUAUUUAGACAUUUUUGCUAAUAAAAAAAUAAACAUUUACAUAAGUAUUCAGACCCUUCACUCAGUACUUUGUUGAAGCGCCUUUGGCAGCGAUUACAGCAUCGAGUCUUCUUGGGUAUGAUGCUACAAGCUUGGCACACUUGUAUUUGGGGAGUUUCUCCCAUUCUUCUCUGCAGAUCCUGUCAAGCUCUGUCAGGUUGGAUGGAGAGCGUUGCUGCACAGCUAUUUUCAGGUAUCUCCAGAGUUGUUAGAUCGGGUUCAAGUCCGGGCUCUGGCUGGGCCACUCAAGGACAUUCAGAGACUUGUCCUGAAGCCACUCCUGCGUUGUCUUGGCUGUGUGCUUAGGGUUGUUGUCCUGUUGGAAGGUGAACCUUCGCCCCAGUCUGAGGUCCUGAGCGCUCUGGAGCAGGUUUCCGUCAAGGAUCUCUCUGCACUUUGCUCCGUUCAUCUUUCCCUCAACCCUGACUAGUCUCCCAGUCCCUGCCGCUGAAAAACAUCCCCACAGCAUGAUACUGCCACCACCAUGCUUCACCGUAGGGAUGGUGACAGGUUUCCUCCAGACAUGACGCUUGGCAUUCAGGCCAAAGAGUUCAAUCUUGGUUUCAUCAGAGGAGAGAAUCUUGUUUCUCAUGGUCAGAGUCUUUAGGUGCCUUUUGGCAAACUCCAAGCAGGCUGUCAUGUGCUUUUCCCUGAGGAGUGGCUUCGGUCUGGCCACUCUACCAUAAAGGCUUGAUUGGUGGAGUGCUGCAGAGAUGGUUGUCCUUCUGGAAGGCUCUCCCAUCUCCACAUAGGAACUCUGGUGCUCUGUCAGAGUGACCAUCGGGUUCUUGGUCACCUCCCUGACCAAGGCCCUUCUCCCCCGAUAGCUCAGUUUGGCUGAGUGGCCAGCUCUAGGAAAAGUCUUGGUGGUUCCAAACUUCUUCCAUUUAAGAAUGAUGGAGGCCACUGUGUUCUUGGGGACCUUCAAUGCUGCAGAGAUGUUUUGGUACCCUUCCCCAGAUCUGUCCCUCGACACAAUCCUGUCUCGGAGCUCUAUGGACAAUUCCUUCGACCUCAUGGCUUGGUUUUUGCUCUGACAUGCACUGUCAACUGUGGGACCUUAUAUAGACAGGUGUGUGCCUUUCCAAAUCAUGUCCAAUCAAUUGAAUUUACCACAGGUGGACUCUAAUCAAGUUGUAGAAACAUCUCAAGGAUGAUCAAUGGAAACAGAACGCACCUGAGCUAAAUUUCAAGUGUAAUAGCAAAGGGUCUGAAUACUUAUUUAAAUAAGGUAUUUCUGUUUUGUAUUUUUAAUACAUUUGCAAACAUUUCUAAAAACCUGUUUUCGCUUUGUCAUUAUAGGUAUUGUGUGUAGAUUGAUGAGGAAACAUUUGUAUUUAAUCCAUUUUAGAAUAAGGCUGUAAUGUAACAAAAUGUGGAAAGAGUCAAGGGAUCUGAAUACUUUCCGAAUGCCCUCUAUACAUAUACUGUAUGUGAAAACUACCAGUGUGCUUGCUCUAGGUUCUCAACGGCACAGCUAAAAAAAAACACCUUAUAUAGUUGAAGACUUUUCUUUUAGUCAUAAAAGUGCAUUGAAAUGACUUAGGAAAUGUGCACAAUUUGGUGAGGUGUUGCCACUUGGAGACACCAGUUAGACCUCUCACUCAAACCCUUGUCAUUUUUUUGGUCUGAUGUUGCAACCACCCCACAUUAUCCAGGAAUAUUCUUAUCAUGUUACUGGAUGUAUCCAGAGUAUUUUCAGAUUCCGUUAUCAACAAAUGCAGCGAAAAGUACAGUAAAUGUAAAAUGCACAUAAAAUAAACAGCAUAAUUUGUGCAUUCAGUCUUGUUUCAGGUGAACGGUUGUGUCCUCACCUUUAGGCACCCAAACGAGGGUUGCGUUCAUCCACCUCUGGCCUGCUGGCCCCCCUACCUCUGCGGAAGCAUAGUUCCCGCUCAGCCCAGUCAAAACUGUUCGUUGCUCUGGCACCCCAAUGGUGGAACAAGCUCCCUCACGACGCCAGGACAGCAGAGUCACUCACCACCUUCCGGAGACAUUUGAAACCCCACCUCUUUAAGGAAUACCUGGGAUAGGAUAAAGUAAUCCUUCUACCCCCCCCUUACCCCACCCCAAAGAGAAAAAUAAAUAAAAAUAUUGUAAAGUGGUUGUCCCACUGGCUAUCAUAAGGUGAAUGCACCAAUUUGUAAGUCGCUCUUGAUAAGAGCCUCUGCUAAAUGACGUAAAUGUAAAUGCAGUCUAAUCAUUUUCCCAUAAUCUCCAAAUGGUUCCCUUUCAAUUGCUACCAUGCUUAUGCAUUCCAUAUUUCUUCUGUGAGAAACAUUUUGGCCCUAUCCAUAUAGGCCAAUUCCCACAAGUGUAAAGAGUUAAAAAGGCAUUGGCAUUCUUUGUAGAUUAUGGAUUUGUCAUGAUAUGAUGGUACGCCAUCCAACUAGUAUCUAGGUUUGUUCUAAUAAUUUGUUCUGUCUUCAAACAGUCUUGUUAUUCAGUGGCGGUUUGUGAACCGGGUCCAGAAACAGAUGAAUGCCUUUUUGGAGGUGGGUGUUGCUUUAACUGUGUGCAGUAAUACCUCUUGUCAUUUGGUGGCAGUAAAGCAAAAUGCUUUGCACCCAGACCAAUAGGUCAACAGGCCUUGUUUUGAAGUGUAGAGACACCAUCUCAAGAAAGACCAUCUGGAGGUUUUUAGGUUUAUUAUAUAGCCAUCGUACUGCAGAUAAAAACUUCCUGAUUUUUGUUCAAUGAAAAGGAUGUACCUGUAGCAACUGAAGUUUGAGUAAAUCUUGCAUGUAAUCACUCCAAUAGCUGUUCAACAUUGGGUAGUAUGUGAUUACUGAUUUUAUUUCCCCCUCUUUUGUCCAACAGGGAUUCACUGAACUCACUCUCAUCGACCUCAUCAAGAUAUUUGAUGAAAAUGAGCUUGAAGUACAGUAUUAUUGUUUGUUGUUGUUGUUUUGUCAUCUUCAAAGUGUUGGAUUUACCCUGACUUAUUCAUAUGCUCGGUCACGUGGUUCAUUGUUAGUUCUGAAACAACAUUUUCAAACGUUGUCGCACCAAUAAAUAGAUUUAGAUGUAGUUUCACUUCAAAGUGUAUUGCUAAAACAGAAAACCAACAUAAUUAAUUAUUGUGGUUGAGUUUAACUUUCGCAUUCCUGCUCUAAUUUAUGUCUAUGGCAGAUAAAGCACUCUCUUGUUUCUGUGUCUGUAGGCUAAGUUUCAUUCAAUCUGUGUCUGUAGGCUAAAUUUCAUUCAAUCUGUGACUGUAGGCUAAAUUUCAUUCAAUCUGUGACUGUAGGCUAAGUUUCUUUCUGUGACUGUAGGCUACGUUUCUGUCUGUGACUGUAGGCUACGUUUCUGUCUGUGACUGUAGGCUAAGUUUCUGUCUGUCUGUGACUGUAGGAUCGUUCCACCUCAAAAAGGUUUUGACACCGACCAUCUGAAAUUGUUUCUGUAGUUAGAAACAAAUAAGAUAAACAUUUCUGCAACAUUAUUUUCUUUGCCCAUUUAUUUUGGUUCCUCACAUCUUAAUCAUUGUUAAGAAUAGGUUUUUGUGCAAAUCAGAUGUUGGGUACUAUAUUUAUUGAAUGUUAUAUGAAUCCUGUAAAUUGAAAUGGGCAAUUUGGGUGCAAUCAAUUAGCUUCAUUUCUUUCAACUAAAUAAUGUUGCUGGAAUGCUUAUCUUCUCUGUUUCUAACUACAGAAACCAUUUCAGAACAAUCUGAGAUGGUGGGGGUCAUGGCUUGCUGAAAUAGCAGCCUGGAACAACCCUGUAGGCUGUGUGUCUAGGCUAAGGGAACCAUGGGUUUCUGUUUCUCUGUCUCUGUUGUCUAACGGUCUAAACCCAGAAUGAUGAUGAUUCUUAAUACCUAACCUAUGUUCUCUAGAAAAGAGUGAUCUCCAAUAUUAUCCUGAGCGCAUCAUUUCUGUAUGUUAGUUGGCCAGUAUGUGAGUUAUAGUGGUCUUUUAUAUUGGUGUUGUGUGUUUUCCCUAGCUGUUGAUGUGUGGUCUGGGUGACGUGGAUGUGAAUGACUGGAGACAACACACUGUCUACAAGAAUGGAUACUGCCCUAACCACCCAGUUAUACAAUGGUUCUGGAAGGUAAGACAGGCCACUCUUUCACUCACCCUCUCUGUCUCACUCACCGUCUCGCUCUGUCACUCAUUCUCUCAUUCACCGUCUCGCUCUCUCUCUCUCUCUCUUUCUCUCACCCUCUCUCUCUCUCACCCUCUUUCUCUCACUCACGCUCUCUGUCACUCACUCACCGUCUCGCUCUGUCACUCUUUCUCUCAUUCACCGUCUCGCUCUCUCUCUCUCUCACCCUCUCUCUCUCUUUCUCUCACCCUCUCUCUCUCUUUCUCUCACCCUCUCUCUCUCUCACCCUCUUUCUCUCACUCACGCUCUCUCUCACUCACUCACCGUCUCUCUCUCUGUCUCUCACCGUCCCUCACUCACCAUCUCUCUCUCUCACACGCACUCACACUCACACACCUAUGUUUAGCCCAGCAAUGUGUGUGAAAGGUUACCAUCAAUCCUAAUGAAACAUUAUCUGUAUGGGUAGGUUAACAUCCUGCAGGAGAAACACUGAACUACUCAGACCACCAGUUGUUGUUACCAAUGAUUAAUGGGAUGUCUCAGAGAAGGAAAUAAUUACCUGUGAGUUACAUGCUACAACAUAAACUACAUGUAUCACUCAGUUGAUACAGUAGUGAAUAAUUUUGGGGCCAAAACCUGUGUAGCGUUUGAAGAUCAAAGUCUGUUUGGUUUAAAACAGCCAUGUUUGCUGUGAUAAAAGAGUAGGCCAGAGUAGUACUGGGCCUGGUUAUCAGCCCUGUCACUCUGUCUGGGGUCACCAGCACUUUACACACACACACUGAUACACAACAGAGUAGUACUGGGCCUGGUUAUCAGCCCUGUCACUCUGUCUGGGGCCACCAGCACUUUACACACACACACUGAUACACAACAGAGUAGUACUGGGCCUGGUUAUCAGCCCUGUCACUCUGUCUGGGGCCACCAGCACUUUACACACACACACUGAUACACAACAGAGUAGUACUGGGCCUGGUUAUCAGCCCUGUCACUCUGUCUGGGGCCACCAGCACUUUACACACACACACUGAUACACAACAGAGUAGAACCCACAUAGGGUCAGAUGAGCUGAUUCAGAGGACUGGUUUAAACAGCUUCUGUCUAUACAGGAUAGUGUCAUGUGCCCCAAGGUCCUUUUGGGAGAUUGUUUUGCUUGUUAGCUUCAGACACAUGUUUGUCUCAUUAGAAGUUGAAGGCCUACACCUGGAAUGAGUCACCUCAGUGAAACCUAGAACCCACCUGAGGGGAUGAAUAAUUGUAUUGAAAUGAAUAUCUGUCCAGUUCAACAUCCUAAUGUGUUUAGUCCUGUGUGUCCCACCCUGCAGGCUGUCCUGCUGAUGGAUGCUGAGAAGAGGAUCCGUCUGCUUCAGUUUGUCACCGGGACAUCCAGAGUCCCUAUGAAUGGCUUUGCUGAACUCUAUGGUGAGAGAAUGCUACACUAUGGUUACAGUGUGCUAGGAUAGCUGUUUAUGAAUAUGGCUGUGUAGUAACAGCAGUGUACAGCCCAAUAGUACACCUCUGUGUUCCAUCCAGAACUGUCUUGACCAAAGUCACUAGUACUGUAUGUUUAGUGCCACUUCUGUCUUCCCCCACGUCAUGUCAGGUUCCAAUGGGCCUCAGCUGUUCACAAUUGAGCAGUGGGGAACACCUGAUAAGCUUCCCAGAGCACACACCUGGUAUGUAUUGUAUGCAAUCAGAUGAUCCUACAGUUCAUUAAAUCUGUAGUGGAUUGGUCUGGUUUAACUGCUUUUAUGAAGUAGUGACCAUGAAAUUCGUGAAACAUGAAAAUUUCACAUUGUAUGUUUUCUAUGGGUUGUCGGCAUGAUAUUUUACUGUUCUACAAUUUCUAGUCUGUUUUAUUUGAGUGUAUUCCCAUUAUUUUGCCCUGAGUUAAUAUAAUAUUAGCCUCUAUAAGUGUAUCCUUAUUAAAUGAGACUGCUGUGAGAGAUAACAAAUCCUGUGAUUCUCUUCUCCAGCUUCAACAGGCUGGACCUACCUACCUACGAGUCGUUUGACGACCUGCGAGAGAGGCUGCUCAUGGCUGUGGAGAACGCUCAAGGUUUCGAGGGUGUCGAUUAAACUAACGUCAGCCAUCUUUGUUGAACACCACUACAGAGACAACACACCACCACAGAACAGAACGUUUAAAAACCAACUGCCACAGAACGUUCAAAAAAUCAACUGACUAACUGCCAUUCUACAGCUGCAGACAGUGGCCAUAGCAGGGUCUACCUGCAAGCAUGUUGUAUGCACAUGAUCAACCACCGAGGUUACUCUGAGACUGUAGUGACCGUGACAGAGACUUGAGCCCAACGAGCCAUGUCUGUCUUCUCAUUCUAUGUCAAGGUGCUGGGGAACAUGGCCAGUACAUUGCAGUGCAGCCAAUGCAAAACACUGCACCUCUGUCUGAAAUCUGCAGUGCUGGAAUCUGUGAUGCAUUUCGAUAUGAAUAUCUCUCUUGUUGUUGUAUUUGACACCCACCCACCCAGUGACUCUGCUGUGCUGUGGAGUGCAUAUCCUUAACAUGCUGGUUACUGCAUUCUGUAUGAAAUGAAUCAAAUUACUACUCCUCCUCUCUCCAAGGUAACAUGCUGGAUCCUGCAUUGUAUAUAAUCACUGAUCGAUUUGAGUCCUGCAUUGAUCAAUCACUACUUAACUCCUCCACUCCAGGUUACCUUAAUACUACAGUACUACACCACCAGAUAACCUUAGGAAUGCUAACCGAUCACAGAAUCACUGAUGAGGAUAUAAGCCUAGCCGUGUCUCUCUCACUGUUCAACGAACCCAGUCCCACCCCCCCUCCC
Coregonus sp. 'balchen' is the source of this 63793-nucleotide messenger RNA. The record is from the annotation of a GenBank genome assembly. NCBI's taxonomy places the organism in Eukaryota, Metazoa, Chordata, Actinopteri, Salmoniformes, Salmonidae.